AUGUCUGAGUCACGGGUGAAACGUAAGUACGGCAGGACCAUGGAAGGCAGGACUGGUGUGUCUCUCUGUGUGUGUAUUUGUGUGUAAGUAAAAGGCUCUGGCUGGAAGGAGGGGUUGAGGGCAAUUUUUCCAAAGCCAAUACCGCUUUUAGGUGCUUCAGAGGUUACUGAAGCCUUCAGCUUGCAGCCAUUGGUCUUGGUCUUAGUGGAAUUGCAUGGGGCAGUCAUCUGCCUUCCCCACAAACUCCAGUUUAAGGUUUUCUUGCCUAACUAGACUUGGUCAGGGCAAAAGUAACUGCUUCCAGUUUUAGAUUCCUAGCCCCCCCCCAUGCAUUUACAACAGAGUCAGGUUUCUCUCGUGCCCCAAGUGGAAACUGUGAAUGGUUUCUGGUUGCACUUUGACUAGUGAUUCGCCAGCGCUGUUAACAGCCGGGAACAUCCCCAGUCCCCACCUGCUUGCUGGGCCCAGUGGUCUUGGAGUGUGGAUAAGGAGACCGUUUUCUGGUGGCUUCCUGGGGCUCCUGCUGAGCCAGAAGGAGAAGCCUGAGCCCAAUGCCAGGCUAAGGGCCAGGGCUCAGUGGCACAGCAUCAGCCUGGCAGAAAGGUGGCCCCAUGUUCAGUCUGAAAGACUGCAUUCCUUCCUACGAACCUGCCCAGAUUCCUGGGGGAGGGCCCUUCUCCCUCACAGGCCACUCUGGAUCAGGCCUUGGGAGACGGCCUUCUUUGUGGCUGCCCCCAGAGAACUAUGGAACUCCCUUCUGAGGGAAGCCAGGCUGGCUCCCUCCUUGCUGUCCUUCCCUCGGCAGGUGAAGACUUUUUAAAAAAAAUUCCCCCAGGCCUUCAGGAACUGAUUGUUUUUGAGGAAAGGACUGGUGCCGUGGUAUUUUUAUUGUUGUGUUUUUAAUUGAUCCUUUUAGCUUUUUUUAAUCUAUUAAUGUUUAAUCACAUUUUAAUGAUGGUCUUCUCUGUGAUUCUACCUUUUUCUGUUUUAUCUGUGUAAGCCACCUGGACUGGGGAGAAGGCAGCACAUCACUAUUAACCAUCCUCCUUGCACCCAUCGCCAAGUAGGGCAGGGGGAGAACGCUGCCCAAAACCUGCAGAGCCACUGCUGCCAGUCUGUGUGGACAAUAUGGAGCCAGAUGGGCCUCACUCUGUAUAAGGCAGCUUCCUAGGCAGCCAGAGCAACGGUUGAAGGAGGGAGGAGAAAGCAGGUUGUAGCUCUGUUUGCAGGAAGAAUCUGAUAUGCCAAGGUGACUCUCGCCUAUCAGUUUCCAGGCCAAGAGGCCUGGAAGUUUGAUAGGUGAGGAUCUCUAAAGGGGCAGUUCAGGUGGGUUUGGACUGAGUUUAUGUUGACCAGGGCUGCACCUCCUGACACAAACCACUUCUUCUGGCUGAAAUUUCUCCCUAACCCAUAGAUUGGAAAUUGCCUUGACCUGCUACAUAUUAUUCUUGGCUUCCUUCCUGCACCCGCAACUCUUCUGAGAUUGCAAAGGGAAGCUUUUUAAUGUAGCCUCACUGAAGUUAAUGGCUUCAAUAAGUCGGCUAAUUAACUUUGGGACUCCUGCAAGGAUGGCGUCUCAGGGGUGCGAGAUUCCUGACUUGCUUCCCCUUUAUACACACAGGCAAAUUUUACAGCUGCAUGAGAUUUCUCUUGCUUAUGCAUUGCAGAAUGCUGUCCAUCUGGGCAGAAUCCACCCCCCCCAAAAAAAGCAUUCUGCCCCUUUAGUACUUUUUAGCAGUAGAGGAGAGGGAUCCAGCAGCUGAGAGAGUGAAUAAAAUAUGAUAGAAAAUAAAUUGACCAGGCUAGCAGAACGAUUCGCGUUUCAUAAUGCAGUCUGGCCAGCCUGCCUGUGCACUUGUCUUCCCCGUUAAUGCAGAGCAAAUAUGCUUUGAGAUCGCUGUAGAGCCGGCAGCACGUCAGGGAACCCUUAUUCCGUAUGCAGAAGGCGUCGGCCUUUGCAUUUUCUACUUAGGAAUAGACUAGAACGUGGCAGAUUCAUGCAGAAGAGCUUUUGCUGCGCAGCAAUAUUCCUGUUGCGAAGCUGGUGGGAAAGCAGGAUUCGGCCUCCUGGUCAUUGUGGAAGGUGGCUGGAGGCUUGAAAGCAGCUGCCGAACGUGCCCGGGUUAGGCGGUCCCUCGGGGCACCACCUCUGGGUCAUCUUGAGAGUCAAAAUGCCCUUUGAAAGGGACCCGUGUCUCCCGCAGGGGGUGGAGGCAGACAGAUCAUUCUUGCCUGUGGAUUUGACUUUUGGUAGAAUGAUCAGACGGACGGAAGUACCACAUUUUUGCAUGUUUUUGCUGCAUUCUUUCUUAAGCCAAUUUAGGCCAAAGGUGGCCAAAAUUUGUGUGAGAAGAUGGAAGGUACCCUCAUGGUCACGGAAAGCCUUUUAAUGAAGUUUGGUUCCUGAGAUGCCACAUUCUGUGACAGACUUCCAGUGGCGUUCCAUGGCGGACCCCUCCGUGUCUGCCAUGGCUCAUGUGCUAAGUGGCCGUGGAUGUUUGCCACGUAGCUCCGAAAGGGGUUUGCUUUGUUCAGCCUUUCCUGCGCUGCAGCCAAGAUGUGCAGCCUCUGCAGAGCACACAAGAGGCUUCCUGCUCCUGGCUGAGCUUCUUAGCACCUCCAACCUUUAGCAAUGAUAAUCAUGCAGCUAAUUUCAUCUUCUGUGCAGCACACAAUCUCCCUCCGGGAGCAACGGGAGCCCCCUGGGUCAGACAAAAGGUCUCUCUAGGCCAGCCUUCUGGGUCUCGCAGUGGCCCGCUAGAUGCUUCCAAGGGGGCAGCCCACAAGUGCGGCCCCAUUCCACUUGCUUUGAUUCCUGUUCAGAGGCCUGCGACAGAGCCACAACAAGAUCACAACUCCCAUCAUCCCUGACUCUUGCUGUGGCUGCUGGGGUUGGAGCCCAGGGCUCCCCAGAGAGCCACCGAAGGUUCCCUGCCCCUGUGCUGUAAGGGCCAGUGGGCUUCAAGGGGCGCUUUGCCCCAUCGUCCCCAUGCAGGAUUUGGCCACGCUCUGCCAGUGCAGACACCAGCACCAUCUCAGCCCCUGUUUAGUCUGGAUUGUUUUAUUUGAUGUUUUAAUAUCUGGUAAACCGCUCUGAGAUCUUUUUUCUUUAAAAUCUGUACGGUAUAGAAAUGAGAAGAAAAUUACUGUAUUUUUCACUCUAUAACACGCACCCGACCAUAACAUGCACAUAGCUUUUAGAGGAGGAAAAUCCGUAGGCAUGCCACCCGUAGGCAUUCCCUCCAUAACACGCACAGACAUUUCCCCUUACUUUCUAGGAGGAAAAAAGUGAGUGUUAUGGUGCAAAAAAUACAGUAAUCAUCACCGUCCUCUCCAGUACCCGGUGCCUUUCAUCCUUCUCCCAGGGAGCAGGAAUGCUCCUCUUACCAGCAUCCCAUCGUGUUCCUCGUGUGCUGAUUAGGAGGCAGCGCAGAGAAUACUAAGCGGCUUGGCAGUCGCCUCACUGCCCAGGGACUGUCCUGGAGGGCUGCUGUCGUCAUGGUCCUCUUGUGAGGCCAAGGAGGCUUGUGGAGAGCUCUCUGCGCCCUCUUGAGUGCCACAGUGGCCCCCGGAGUGGUCUGUGCCUGGAGCCAAAGGGCUCCUUGACAUUGGCCGGGCCCUGGCAGGCUCUUCAAAGAGCAAAGGAGUCCAGCCGUGCAUGCUCUGGGCUUCCCUUCGCGUACUUUCUUUCGUGGACGCACAGGCAGCAGAAGAGCUGGGUGGGAGCUGGUGAGGCUGACGGUGAGAGGACCCCAAGGGCUGAUGAGAGGAGGUGGUGGCGAAUUCUGGGUGCUCAGAGUGCCUGGUGGAAGAAUGGAAUAUUUUCUAGGGCGCUCUUAAGUCUUUGUACAGAGCACCUAGCUAGGACGGUGGCGUCUCAAGCAGGGUGGGCCCAGGUGCGUAGCCGGGUCUCUGGGAAGAUGGAGUGAAGCCUCCAGGCCAAAGCCGUUCCCCUUUGCUCCUCGCCUCGUUCUGCAGCUUGGGGCUCCAAGACUCGGGCAGCUCGGCAGUUUGUCUGCUGCAGCCUGUCCUGCUCCCAGUUGACCUUGACCACUUUCUGUAUUCAUUAAAAAAACACACAAUUCUGGAUCUUUCCAUGGAGCCUCAAUGCAUUUAUUUUUUACUCCUAUGUCCUUCUUUUCUGUGGUAGGAUCAAACUUAAAGAGGCUUAACAAUAAAAAAGACACAUCAAUGAAGAUAAGUAUGGCCCCCGCAGUAUAAAGCAUAAACAGGAAAACAUUGCCCACAGCAAGAGAGGAGGGUGUCUUGCACACAUAAUAAUAAUAAUAAUAAUAAUAAUAAUAAUAAUAAUAAUUUUAUUAUUUAUACCCCGCCCAUCUGACUGGGUUUCCCCAGCCACUCUGGGCGGCUCCCAAUCGAAUGUUAAAAACAAUACAUGGUGUUAGGAGAUCUCUUGAAUCCAAAGAUGCCUUUUAGACCGCAAGGCCAGGCGAUAAAGGCAGAAACCUGUUUUCUUUCCAAUAACCCACAACUUUAACCCUUCUCCUCUCUCUUUAAUCAGCUGCAUCUCUCUCCAGCAGGAAUCUUCUGCCAGCAAGGCAGGAAUCCUAGGGGGCAGGUGUUGCCUUCCCAAACCUGAGAGCUGUGUGCCAGAGACGAGGGUCGGGUUUGGGGGUGCUGUGCUAACCAAGAGGCCACAUUUGCACAAAUCCAGGUGGAAGCCCAGGGUUGGGGAGCUCCGUCAGUGGGGCAGAGGCCUCUGGCUCCCUGAGAGGAAAGAAGGAAGGAAGGAAGGAGCCAAGAUGGUCGCUCCUGGCUCUGUCAACACAACAGCAGCACCAACAGGACUCCUUGAGGGGUGGGCACAGGCAGGGCCCAUGGAAUGAGCCUGGCAGAAGCACAUAGGAUAGGAUAUCUUUAUUUUAUUUUUUAAAAAACUUUUAUUAGGUAAUUCAACAAAACAUACUAUCUUAAAACAUGUCAUCCUUAAUUUCCCCCCUCAUUUCCCCCCCUCCCCCCCAUAAACAACCCGCUCCCCCCCCCCCCGGACUUCCCUCAGUUCCAAUCUCUGGUCUCUAUUAAUGCUAUUCUCUGCACGUUACAGAAUUGUAUAAGUCCUUAAUUUACCUAACUAAUUCUUAUCAAUAAAAAUUUUGUGAGUGUUUAUUCAAAGCCUGCCAAGGAGUCCAGUUCACUUUGUUGCGUCUUUAGGUACUAUGUAAAAGAUUCCCAUUCCUCUUUAAAGUCACAGUUAUCCUUGUCCCAUAGUGUAUGUGUCAAUUUUGCCAGUUCUGCAUAGUCCAUCAGUUUUUCUUGCCAUAAUUCUUUAGUCGGGGUUUCCUCAGUCUUCCGUCCUUGUGCUAUUAAGACUCUUGCCGCUGCUGUUGCAGACAUGAAGAUGUUUUUCACGAUACGAUAUCUUUAUUGUCAUUGUCCCAUACAGAACAAUGAAAUUGAAAAAUCUACAUAAAACAUUCAGAAACCCCUAAAACCUCUGAAACCCCAUUUUAAAAUACAAUAUACUCCAAUAGAGACUCCUUAUACUGUGUUUAAAACCAGAGGAGGGUGCCUGUCUCAACCCCUGGAUGGCUGCGAGGUGGUGGGAAAUGCUGUAAUGGAAAUGCUUGUGGACCUCCCUCUCCAGCCUUCGCUUCCUUCUGUCUCUUCUUCAGGGCUGGCCAUGACCCUGAUGGAUGCCACAACAGAUAAAGACCCUCUGGUCCACGAGCAAAUAUUUAGCGCUCUGUGCUACCUGGGAGGAGCCGAGCCGGAGGAGAUCUUGAACGCCUGCGAGGAGUACCUGCGGCAGCACGACAAGGUGAGGCAGGGCAGUCCUGGCUGCUUGGUUGGCUCUGGCCGAAUGGCACAGAAUCGUGAAGUUGGAUGGGGCCCCUGCGAUGCCUGUGGCGCAUGGAGAGAGCCUCUUGGCGCAUGGAAGCAGGAGAGGGAGGCUGACUGCGCUUUGGGCUGAGGGGGAGAGAGAGCAGGAGGGAUUGAGGUCAAAAUGAUCCCUGCUCAUUGCCAAAAGCUUCUCCUCCUUCCCCACCCAAUAUUGAAGACAUCUGGGUUUUUUAUUUUUAUUUUUGCUGCUGCUUUAAGUGCUAGAAAACUCACCUUUAGAAUCGGGAUUCUGGUGCCAGGGAACCUCUGUUGGUUAUUUGCAGAUUAGUUGCACUGUAGAAGGUGUGCUGGGGAGACCACACAUUCAAGAAACGCAAAAUAACAUUUGCUAGGUUUUAAUAACAAAAACUCCUUUUACACUAAAUUACAUUAUAUCAAUAAGUGUGACCCAUCUGUGCUGCUCCUUUUAUACUAUACCCAACAGCUUAAUUACCACAACUUAACAGCACCUGCUAUACUGCUUCACAGCUGUAAAACUAGGUCAUGUUGCUGUGGCCUUUAAAGAAAUACACAUCUUGCGAAACAAUAAUGAACCUUAAUAGUUAAAGAAACCAUUCAACAACCUCGUGGUGGAUUGUGCCCCAUAUUGGGGGGGGGGGGAAGGCACAAGUGACCCUGGAUUUUUGGCCUGGAGUGCAGGGCUGUUCCGGGCAGCCCCUGACCCCCGUCUCCUCCUACCCCCUUUCCAGCUGGCUUACCCGCAUCGCAUCAUCAUCCUGAGGGCCAUGGAGGCGGUGGUGAGGAGCAACCUGGCUCAGCUGGACAAGAGCACAGCCAAGAUCGUCAUCUUCUUGGCCUCCAACGAGAUGACCAAGUCGAAGGUACAGGGAGCGCUGCUUCUUCGCUCGGGGGCCUGGCUGGAGGGGGCUUUCCCAGGUUGCGGAGAUGCCUGCAAGCUGCUCUGGGCACGCAGACCAACCACCUUCUGCGGACCUGGGAUUUCUCCUCUGGCUCUUGGCAUGCCCUGGUAUGUCCCGUGGAGGACCUUAAGGUCCACAAAUGACAAUAUUCUGGAGGUCCCAGGUCGCAAGGUGGUUAGGUUGGUCUCAACCAGAGGCAGGGCCUUUUCAGUACUGGCCCCGACUUGGUGGAACACUCUGUCCCAAAAGACCAGGGCCCUGUGGGACUUGACAUCUUUCCGCAGGGCCUGCAAGACAGAGCUGUUCCGCCUGGCCUUUGGUUUGGAUUCACUCUGACCCUUAUGUUUCCCUCCCCUUAGGCUCUGGCUGGGGAGUGCGGGGUAUAAAUAAAAUUUAUUAUUAUUAUUAUUAAUAAUAAUAAUAAUAAAUGACCUCUGGCUGCCUUUGAGCCACGACAGACCCGCCUGUGGGUGCUCCCUGGUCCUCCUGCCUGCCCCAUGGGGCGCCCGGGCACGAGGGGGGCAGGCCCAUGUUGCAGCUGAGGCCUCUUCUUCCCCUUUGCUCCAGGAGAUCAUCUUUGAGUGGCAGCAGGCGGCCAGCAAUGUCCUGGUGGCAGUUGGCAGGCGCUUCAUCAACAAGGUGAUGGAGGAGGUGCUGACCAAGUUCCAGCCUGGAAUCCUGCCCCAUUACUUCAUUGUGCAGACGUUCGCCAACCUCUCCAUGACCAACGGUCAGUGGUUCUCUCCUCUGCCCCCCCCCCCAAAUCCCUAGCAGUUCUGUCCCCCUGGAGAGGAGAGGAGCCAGGACACGAAUGGGUGGUCUGGAACCACGGUGUGGCUAGGAGACCACAGGUGUCCUAUGGGGCCAAAGACCAGGUGUGUGGGAGCCCCCUCUGCCCCACCACCAGUUCCCCAUAGAUUAUCCAGGCUGACGCUCUGAGUUCGAGUUCCCCAAAGGACUUGGUUUCAUCCAGCUUCCCUCCCUCUCCUCCUCCCUGCCAGUGUUUGGGAUGGUGCCGUUCCUGAACUCCAUUCUGGGGACCAUGCUGCCCAUGCUGGGGAUGGCCAAGCAGGACAACAUGAGGACCGUCUUCUGCUAUGGUAAGGUGGCCAGGGCUCUCCCCCUGCUCUCUGGUGGCUCAGGCAGGAGCUGUGGCUCAUAGGUGCCCUUGUGCAGGGCUGCAUGUGCUCAGCGCUUGGGCAGAAAGGGAUCUCAGGCCAAACAUCGGAAUAUGCUCAAGUUGUGUGUGUUCUCCUUCUCUCCAUGAAGAGCAUUUAUCCUUAAGAAUAAUGGCAUCUUCUAAAUGCCCCACAUUAGCUGUGGCGUUAGAUGGCACUCAGUCCCCAGCCAUUCCAGAGUUAAUCAGUGAGGCUUCUUGCUAACGAUGAAUAUAGGGGCACUCUGGCCAUCCAUGCCUGAGGGAGUUGGCACCAAACCCAGAAAGCUCCUUGCCUCUGUCUCCUGCAAACCGGACUCUGCUCCUGGCUGUUCUCUUGCAGAUUUCUUGCCUGUGUCCAUAUUAACAGGGCACGGCUAACAUUUGUCCCUGGAGGGCUGUGGGUCAAGUCACUGAAUGCCCAGGAGCCAAUUUUUAUUUUAUUUAGGAUUCUUGGACAGGAAGUGGGAUAAAUAGGCCUCGCGUUCCAUCAGGUAGGAAAGGCACUGUGGCUCCGAUUUCUCCGGCUGAUUUAGUGGCGUUCUUCGUGUUCUGGACUGCGAUGGCCACAUUGGGCUCAUCCCAAAGCCAUGGCUGUUGCCCAAGAACACGCUUGCCUGUGCGUCUCUGUCUUCUGAUUAGUGCAAAACUGUCAGAGAAUGUGGUGGUGGGACCACAUUUACUACUAAACACUGUUGGACUCUCUCUUCUUUAAAAUCACUAAUUGAAAUUGGGGAAAAUGUUUGUCCUCUCCCCCUCUUAAUGUUUUGACCUUUGAAUGCAGGGGUCGGCAAGGCUUAGCAUGGGCCUGAUCACUCCCGCAGAGAUCCUCUGUGGGCCGGGCCGGCGCAGCGCGACGUCGGAAAUUGCUUCUGCACUUGCCCAGAUGCCAGAAAUUGCUCCGACGCAGAAGCAAUUUUCGGUGUCUGGGCAUGCACUGAAGUGAUUUCCGGAGUCGCGGAAGAUAGUCCCCGCAUCACACUGCGCCGGUUUCGUGCAGCCUGUGGGGACUCGCAGCUCAGUUCGGGGGCGGCUCUUGGGCCAGUUAAACAGCUCUGUGGGCUGCUUCCGGCCCCUGGGCCUUAGGUUGCUGACUUCUGCUUGAAUGAAUCAUGACAAGAACAUUUGCACCCAUUAACCAUACCCAUGACUGGCUUCUUAAAAAUCAGAUUUCCAGCUUUGAGUGUUUAGCCUGUUUAUUGUGGUAUUAAUUUUCACUGACCUCCUUUACAUGUACAUCUUGUAUGUUUGAUUUUGUAUUAAAACUUUUUUUAAAAGCCAAUCUUGGAACUUACCCACACUAACCUUUUGCCCUGCUCUUUCCAGGCAUGGGUCCACAUUCUAAAGCGCUGUGUCUGAGCGUAGAUAUUUUUUUGCCCCAGAGCUUUCCGCGUGAAAACCUGCUCUGUAGUGCUCAAUCAGAGCAAACAUCAGGUUUUUCCCAGAUUUCUGUUUGUUCCGAUGGAGCUUUAAAGAGCAGGCUUCCGUGGGAAAAUCUCCAGAGCCCCCAAAAAGGUGCCCGGACUCGGAGCCUUGAAGCGCAGGGUGUGCCUGGAAAGAGUUGAGGAAAGGGGAGGUGCAGAGAAGCCCCAAACCUCUGUAGAAUACGUUGCAUGGGGAGGCUGUGCUCAGGACAAUUUCUGGAGAAGCUUUUCUUCCUGCUGAGGUCCAGGAAUCCUGAGCCCGGCCUUCACAUCAAACAGAUCCUACACAAGGUGACUAGUCGCAAGGUCUGAGUGAUCAGAGGAGGGCGAAGGGUCUCCUGCCCACCCCUCGGACAAAGAGUCUUGAGGGUGGGGCCUGCAGGGGGCAGGCACUGUGCAUGUUGAACUUGCAGGCAAGGGGCCUAGAUCUUGAUAAGGCUGCUGUGCUCUGUCCCUCAGGGAAACUAAAGGGCAGCUGGUAGUUUUGAGCAUCAUAAGAGCCUGCUUGCUGGAUCAGGCCAAAGGGGGUGGGCUGUGCACCCCAGGGCCCAGCCAAGGGGCCAUUAUGGGAACCCCGCAAGCAGAACAGGAGCUCCACAACCCCCUUCCCUCACUUGGUUGCCCCAGGGACUGCUGGGAGACAAAUUUGUGGAGGAUAAAAGCGAAUUCCUAUUUUAAAGCCGUCCAGAUGUGCUGAGGGAUGACUUGGGGGGCAGUGUGGAGCCACAGCUCGCAUGAAAUCUGUUCCGUAGCUUUGCAGAACUUCAGCGAGAGCAUCCAGGAGUACAUGGCGAAUCUGGACCAGGCGCCGGACCCGACGGUGAGGCGAGACACCUUCUCCAACGACAUCUUCAGCGCUUAUGAAUUCCUUUUCAACAGCUGGCUGCAGACCCGGGAAACAAAGGUGGGCGAGAGGUUGAGCUAGGGGUCGGGGGUCCCUGGGGAGAGGAGAGCCUUUCCCUCCCCCCGUCUACUGCUCUGGACAAAUCUCUGCCGCUGGGCUCUCCUUUUUGGCCCUGUGACUCCUCCACUCACGAGGGCCGGUGUGUCGCGGUCGCCUUCGUUUAUAGACUUGCUUUUCCAUAGAUGACGCUGGAGGCUGGCUCCCAGUCUCUCCCUUGCGCACGCGCCUUGCUCUGUAUGUCCUGCAGAGUAAAUCGCCCUUCCAGGGUGAGAUGCAGCCCCUUUAGAGUACUGGAUAAGGAGCAAGCAAGAUGGCAGCCAUGGCAGGAGGUGGAGCCAUUUGGGCAGAAGGAUGAAGGAUGGGGCCCGGAAGAGCCAGGGACUGUGGACUGGGAGGAAUAGGGCAUGGGAAGAGAGAGCUUUUGAAAUUAUCAGGAUAUAUUUUUUCUUUUUUAUUGGUUUUCACAUAUUACUUUACAAUACAGAUGUGCCAAAGCCAACACCAUUUCCUCCCCAUCCCCCCAUACAUUUACAUUUCUAUUUCCUCAAUCCACCAUAUUAUUCUUUUCUCCUUCCUCCCACUUCCCUCCACCCCCACUCGAUUUCCUCCACGUUAUAAAAUUUACAAUAAUCUUUGCAUUCUACAAUCUUGUCAAAUCAUCUAUAUAUUCCUAUUAUCUUUCCUUACUAAUUUUUCUUCCAUCCAGUACUUCGCCUUUUAAUCUAGGCAUAUUAGCAUAUCUUUUAUUGAGCAAUAUUUUGCUAUAUAUUCAUCAAAACAUUUCCACUCCUUUUUUAAUUUUUGAUUUGACUGAUUUCUUAUUAUAGCAGUUAAUUUUGCCAAAAUUCAUUCCUCCUUUGUGGGUAUAGUUUGUGACUUCCACCUAGCAGCAAUGACUAUUCUAGUAGCUGUACUUGCAUAUAGAAAAAUUCUCUCCCCCCCGCCCGGUAUCUCUUCAUCUACCAGUCCAAGGAGAUAUGUCUCUGGUUUCUUUGUUAUUGAUAUUUUCAACAUCUUCUUUAGUUCUUCGUGUACUACUAUCCAAAAUUUCUUCAUUUCCUCACACCUCCACCACAUAUGUAUUGUUGUUCCUAUUUCUGCACCACAUCUCCAACAGAGGUUGGAUUUCAGUUUAUAUAUCUUUGCCAGCUUAGCUGGCGUUAAGUACCCCCUAUAGAACAUCUUUACAAAAUUUUCUUUAAUUGUAUAUGAGGCAGUAAAAAGAAAGAAAUUAUCAGGAUCUCAAUUCAACCGGUUCUCUUUGCUGGGGUGGCUUGUUUGGGAGCAACGCUAUGACUCCUGUGAGGGCCCAGUAGCUGGCUUUGAAGGCACCAUUUAAAAAGGGAGUCGAGUCCGUGUUCUCAGGGUGGUUCCAGGCCCCAUCUCACGCGAUGCCCAUUUCCAGUAUGGAGGCCGCUCCCUUCUGCCCUGUGUUGAGGGCAGAGGCCCAUUGAGGUCUGCAUCCCCAGCCUUCCUUGCUGCAGCAGCAGCAGCAGGGCCGGGUUCAAGGGGCUCUCCCUGGCCAGGAUGGGUGGCUCUUGGGGGGGUCUUAGAAGGCCAGUGGCCCUUGUAUUAUAUAUGAAAGAACAUUGUGAACACCUGGAAACAUUUGUGGCUUUGAACUGAAGUGUUUUGUAAUGGGAAUAUAAGAAACUGAUUUACAUUUAAUGAGGGGAAAUGUAAAAAUAAGAGAGAAGGUAAAAAGGUGGUUAUGGAAAUGCUAAGAACAAAGCAAAAAUAUGUACGGAAGUCAGAGAGAGGGGCGGGAGGAGGUCCGUGCUCAGAUAGAGUGAUGUUUGAGUUUAUUGAAUUACGUAUGGAAACUGUGAUUAUGAUAAAAUUGAAAAUGCAAUAAAAAAUUAAAUAAUAAAAAAAUUAGAAGGCCCGUGACACCCCUGCCCCUCUUUGCAGCUUCGACUGGCUGUUGUGGAGGCGCUUGGCCCCAUGAGUCACCUGCUGCCUAGUGAGAAGCUGGAGGAGCAGCUCCCUCGCCUCAUCCCGGGGAUCCUGACCCUCUACAGGAAGCCAGCAGAGGCCUACUAUGUGUCCAAGGUAGGCAUGGAGAAGGGUCCUGGGGAGAGAGGACAGGGCUUUGCGGGCCUCUGUCCUUGGGCUUUGCUGCCAAAGCUCACCGGUCCUUUAGGCUUCAGCCCUUGCCUUCCCAAGACUUGAGAGGCCAAGCUGCCAAGCGCCCCACUUUCCCAGAGCCCGUCUGGUUUGCGGUCUGGGCGGUCCUGCCAAGACAGGAUGCCGAGGAGCCACUCUCCCCUUGGUCUGCCGGUGUGGGGGCCUCACCUGGGUGUGGGGUUGGGGAAGGGCCCUUCUCCCCUGCUGCUUCCCCAGAGGGUGGGGCUGCUAACCUGGGGCUGCGCUGUGUCUCUCCUGCCCUGUGUCCUCCGAGCAGAGCUUGUGCCAGAUCCUCGAGGCAGCAGUCAACAUCGGCAGCCGCACGCUGGACACGCAGCUGGAAGCCCUGCUCAACGCCCUGCAGCUCCAGGUGGGGAAAGGGGGCCGGGGGACGACGACGACAACCCUUUAAACUCUGCCUCUCCAGCCUAGGCAGGGGCCCUCCAAGUGCUUUGGACCACCCUUCCCAUCAGCCCCAGAUGGUGCACUGGCUUGCUGCUGCUGGAGAGCAAUAGUAAUAAUAAUAAUAAUAAUAAUAAUAAUAAUAAUAAUAAUAAUAAUAAAAAAUAAUAAAAUAAUUGAGGCGUUCCCAAAGCAAAGGAAGGAUUAGACUCUGAUUAAUAGAAUACACAGGAGGCUUGACCAGCAAGACUCUGGGAGGAGGUGCCAAUAAUAAUAAUCCUCUCCACCCCUCGGCCCAGGUUGUUUUAUUCACAAAAGAACUUUUUACACAGUGUUCGUAAGACCCAAUCAGAUUUCCUCUGAGCAUUUCAAAAAACCCCACGUGGGACAAAGUCAGAUCAGAAUAAAUUCUUUUAACUACAAAGACUACUCUGAGCAUGCAUAGUAGUCCAGAGUAAAUAAAAGAGGAAGCAAUGCUUUUAGGAAACCCUGAGGUCAUAAACAGGAGUAAACAGGGGAGGCUGGAUGGCAGUAUUUGCCAUCUCCUUCCUGGCCCUUAAGAUCUAUCUAAAGAUUAAACUAAAUUUAAGCUGACUAUCACCCAGGAUGCCUGAUGAAGCAACUGGCCUGUGUUUCAGAAUGCUUAUAUGUGCCUGUCAGGCAGAGAAAAUGGCCAGAAAUGCAGAGGCUUGUGGGAUUUGAUCAGAAAUUAUUGUCAAUGAAUUAAACCCAGUCAACGCAAUGCUUUCAUAGCGGACACAAUGGCUUGAUGCAUAUUUUAUAAUUCCUCAUAGUAAUCCCACCUGACCCCCACACUCUGGAUAUCUGCACCCCUACAGUAAAUGUAGUAAAAUGGCUGGCCCCCUGUUCCUGCCUCACUGGCCUUUUCUCCUCCUCCCUCGAGCAGAUCUGCUCCCCUCUGGACUCCUCCACGCCAGUCCAACUGAAGAAUCACAAUGAGGUCCUUCGCUGCUUCACGGUGCUUGGUAAGAACCCAGGGAGAUCUCUCAUCUCUCUCUCUCUCUGUCUCUCUGUCUCUCUUUAUCUCUUUCGCUGGAUAACCACUGUGAGUUGGCUGUGGCUGCUGCCGAUUGUGGAGCUGAGUUUCCUGAUUAUCUUUUUUUAAAUUUAAAAAGAAGCAACCAGCUUACUAGUCCUCAAGGCUGCAAAGCUGACUUGGGCAGAGUGUGGUGAAAUGCUUGGAGGGAGAGCAGGGUGGGCAGGGCUUUCAGUGGGACUUCAGGACCUUGCAUUGCUUUCUGCAAGCACUCCAUCCAGUGUAAGUCAAAGUCCCGCUUUUAAUUUUGCUAAUCUUGGAGAGGAGCAGACUUCUGCUCUUCCAGUUACAGAGGAGCUUUUUCCUUCCUGUUCUGCAACGUGCAGAGCUUGCACAGCCGCUGCCUGCUUGGAGGCUUGUGGCCCUGGGAGAAUGGUCUGCCCUGGGAGGAGGAAUGCCCCUUCCAGCUCUGCCUUACGGGCCCCUGCUGUGUGCUGCACCUGAUGUGUCCGUCCUCCGGGUCAAAAAUGUAGGGCUGGGUGUCCUGCGUCACGAGUCCUUGAGCAGGAGGGCAUUGCCCGCUGCAGGUGCCGCAGUUCCUGGCGACAGUGCAGAGUUGAAAAUUCUGGGUGUGACAUGUUGAGCAAUAGGAGCCCAUGUGCGUGUGACUUGGAACGAAAUUCAGAACUUCCUUUUUGGCACUCGGGGUUGCAAAGGUUGGCUGCCUUGCUGCUGUGCCGCCUCUGGCCCUGCUGUGUUUUGCCCCCUUCCCACUUUGGGGUUCCUGCAGUGCCAUAAAUCACAGGGCUCUCCAGCCAUCACUCUUCAAGGAGCUGUUUCUGGCAGGGACACGGACAUCUGGCAACGUUUGUCCACUGUCGAAGUGCGACUUCUUUUCUUUUCGCCCUCCAGUUCACACUUCCGUUGUGCAAGAGCUCUUCCUCUUUCUCUCUCCACCUCCCCACAUCUCUUGAGUAAUCUUUUGGCAAGCCUGUAUUUCCUUAGAGCCCUGCCGUUAUCUCUUUUGACUAAGCACAGAGGGCCUUGCUGCGGUCCCAGCACAUCAGUACAGUUGAAGGAGGCGGUCGUGAGACCAUUUUGUCUGAAAAAAAUCCUGACUGGACCCAAAAGAUUAGAACAACCACCUCCCAUUUUCCAAUCCCCCCUUUUGGGACGAGGUGCAUGAAGUGUCUGGGGGCAGCCUGUCUCCAGGCACUGUGGGAUGGAACGGGGUCUCGUUUCAGUUAAGCUUUUGAGCCAGGGUUUGGCACAGGAGCAGCUUUGAUGGGAGCCGGGCUUCGGCUGGGGAGGGCGGGAUAUAAAUAAAAUUUAUUAUUAUUAUUAUUAUUAUUAUUAUUAUUAUUAUUAUUAUUAUUAUUACCUGUGUCCGGACAGGGGAGGAGGGGGCCCAUGUGGAUUCUCUUGGCUCUCACAUUGGCUUUUGGUCGUGGUGUUUUGUGGGAUCAGCUCUGGAGCAAAACUCUGGCUCCUCUCCUUUCAGAAGGGGGUGCUGGGGGAUUUCAGCUUCAGUGUUUUGAGCUGAGGGGUCUUCAAGUUCCCAGCUGGAAAAGGUUCAGAAAAGAGCCACAACAUGUUGAAGGCGAUGGAGCACAUUUCUCAGUGCUGCAGGGAAGGGCCUUUUCUGUGGUGGCUCCUUGAGUGAGUGGAACGCCCUCACAAGCGAGAGCCUCUGGCACUGACACCGCAGACUUUUCAGUGUCAACUUAAGACCUCAUUUGCCCAGGCUUUUUGAAUUAUGGUAUCUUUAGUUGGUGGAAUGCUUUUAUUCCUCUUAGUUGUAUUGACUAUGUUACAACAUACAGUCAUACCUCGGGUUACAGCCACUUCAGGUUUUGUUUUUUCAGGUUACGGACUGCCGAAACCUGGAAGUGUCAGAACGGGUUACUUCCAGGUUUCGGCAGUCACGCAUGCGCAGAAGCGCCGAAUUGCAACCUGGGCGUGCGCAGACGUGGGUUGUGAACGCUGCGGGUUGCGAAUGUGCAUCCCGCACGGAUCACGUUCGCAACCCGAGCGUCCACUGUAGUUGUAACUUUGCAUUUCUUUAUAUAUACUGCCUUGGAAUCUUCUUUCAUUUUGACUUGAACGGCAGCUUAUAACAUUCAACCGACAAAUCCUUAAGUCCUUCUCUCCCGCUGCCUGACCCGGUCAUCAAAUGGUUUUGUGACACGUGUCCAUUUUGGCUCCUUUGUUGCUGCACAGGAUCCCCCUGGUUCCUGGAUUGGUGCAGGGAUUGGCCUGGCCUAAGGCUGAGGAGGCUGCCCUGUGACUCCAGAUCCUGGGUUGGACCCCUUUGUGUGUCCACCUGGAAGGCUGUCCUGGUUGUCCGGCCACAGCUGGCAGUGGAUGAGUGAGCACAGUAUUAUGUUUGGUGUUAAGGUUUUAGACUUAUGAAAAGUUAUUGUAAGUUUAAGUGAAGUCUGCUGCAACCGGAUUUCUUACGGACUGUGCCAAUCCUGAAUGUAUUGGAUUUGUGACCAUUAUGCUCAUAUUUGCCUUCAGUAACAGCAAAGCUCUGCUGGAUGAAAUGCAAUUGCCUGAUUUUACAACAAAUUAGAAACACUUUAUAUUUUACAUUUUACAGUUUAAACUCCAAAUCAAAACUAUACCCCAAAAGAGUUUGCAAUGUGGGACACUCACCCAAAGGAAACACGGCUCAGCAAGAGACCUGCUAUAAAACCAUUAAAGACACCUUCUGGCCUCAUCAACCACCUGCUCCUUUAAGAUAGGACUACAGCUCAUUUUACCACUGUUAGUAGGGAAAUAUAAACGCCCCCCUUCAGCACAAAGAGAUGCAUUUAAACAACAAACUAGCAUACAAUUAAACAGCAAAAUAACUCGGCAAGAAAACCCAAGCCUCCCCCUUCCUCAUAGUUUAUCCAUCCUGUAGCCCAGCUUAAGAAAUAAGUACCAAUCCAGUACUGAGGACACUCCUCUUCCUCGCACGGCGGUGACGAUCCUGGUCUCGACUUUUCCCUCUUGCAGCCUCUUCCUUCCCGGACCGUUUGCUGGGAUUUCUGCUUCCAAAGCUGGAGUCGGGAAAUGAGCGGACGCGAGUGGGAACCCUCACCAUCCUGCGCCAGAUCAUCAACAGUGCCUGUGAGUGGCGGAGGGGAGGGGAGGGGAGGGGAGGGGGCUGCCUUUCCCAGGCUCCCCAGAGAAGGAGCAGCUGUGGCCAGAUGCCCCCCUGCACUUCCUCAGGGGCAGGCUCUGUUUACACUGUUGCACUUGGGUCCCCAUGGCUGCAGUUUGGCUCAUCCCACGCCCAGUUUUGGCAAGGGUGGGUGAGCUUUGAGUUGGCUGCCUCUCGCCUUCUUUGAGUCUUUUUUUUGGCCAUGCCCCAUCUAAGCAUCUCUAAAACCCUGAUCCCCCCUUCCCCUGUGACAUAUAAUUCUUAUUAUUCAAAAAGUGAACUCCUGAUCAUAUGAAGGAAGCCUAAAGGGCCAUUUACUGUUCAUAACUCAUUCUCGAACUGCCCCCCUUAAGCAUCAAAUUGCCCCCCUGUGGGGAACCCCAGGUCUAGACCCUGUUUGUCCUCCUUGCUGUGACUCUUCGGGGUCGUUCUGCUGGCUUGUCUGAAAAGGUCUGUGCCAGGAAGUGCAACUCUGGAGCAGUCUUUCCUGGUCCCUUUUUGAAAGAGAAAGGUGUGAGGUCCCGCCAGAGGCAGGCUUGGGGGCCGCACAGCAGGCUGUGCCAGGGUUGGGCCAAUUCAGAAUGAGCGAGCCAGGACUGCAAAGGGAGGGUGUUGUGGGUGCCUCCCCAGCAGGAGCAGAUUAUCCCCCUCCUCGGUUCAGCCAGGCUCACGGCCGUGGGCUCUGGCUCCUCCUGGGCUCUUGCUAGGACAGCCCGCUCUGAGGCCGGGACAGAGAAGCAGCUGGGUGUCUCCGCAUGAGAAGCUCUGCGUUGCCUGGCUGCCGGCCAGCACUGCCCAAAUAGCCUCCGUGGCCUCGGCCACGCUCCUUUCCUCCAUGGGUGGCAGUCUUCAGAGCUCUGGGUUGGGGGCAGUUGUGGGUCCCAUGCUGUGCUCCCUGGUCGAAGGAGCAUGGAGGGCUGGAGGUGUGGCGGCGGUGGCGUGGGGCUGCCUUGUGCCUGCGUGGAGCUUUGGCCGGCUAAACGGCCCUUUCUGCUUGUCCCUCUUCUGCCCAGCCUCUCAGAUGGAGAUUAAGAAGCCCUUCAUCCUUUCUUCCAUGAAGCUGCCCUUGCAGGACAACAGCAAUAAGGUGAGUGGGGGGGGGGGACAGAAAGAGGCAGCUCUCCUCCCCUCCAGGCCUGCUCUGCUAACUUCCAGCCGGGCUCAGUGCACACCAGAAGCUUCUUGCAAGCAUUUAUAUGCAUCCCUCAAGCCCUCUCUGCUCUGUAAGGUUCCACUGAGUUGCCCUUUAUGCCGGAGGGCCAGAGGGGACAGUGGCGUCCCCUGUGCCCACCUUGUGGUUUCCACUUAGAGAUGGGGUUGGGGGAGUUGCUCCUCCUGCCUAAGGCGCCCUGUGGGGCAGGAGUUUGCCCAGCCCAGUGCAGCUGCUUCCCCUGGCAACAGUCUGGAUCUUGCAGAGGACAUGGCCAGGCCAAGCCCCUCAUCCAUACCAGGGCUGAACGUGGCUCCCUUUCUGGGCAGCGGGCCUGGAGCUGCUGCCUAGACCUGUUUUUCAUGUAGGAAAUUCAUCAUCCCACUCAGGGCAGCUGCCCUGAAAGGUUGCAGUUAAAGUCAGGCCAGGGAGGCCGGAAUUGUGCAACCUGAUGUUUUGAAAGGCCUUUCCGUGGUGCUGGGGGAGCGCUCCCAGGGCAGCAAGAGCCCCCCUCCCUGCUCUCUGUAGCAUUCCCAAAGCAAGGAAGGAUUGGACUCUGAUUAAUAAAAUACACACAGAGGCCUGACCAGCAAGACUCUGGGAGGAGUGCGCAUAAUAGUUCCUCUCCACCCCUUGGCCCAGGUCGUUUUAUUCACAAAAGAACUUUUUACACGGUGUUCGUUAGAACCAAUCAGAUUUCCUCUGAGCAUUUCAAAAAAACCCACGUGGGGACGAAGUUAAAAGUUAGAACUACAAAGAGCUAAUUUGAGCAUGCAUAGUAGUCCAGAGUAAAUAAAAUAGGGAGCAAGGAGGAAUGCUUUUAGGAAACUCCAGAGGUCAUAAACAAGCAGUAGACAUGAGAGGAAGGAUGGGUAAUAUUCCUGGCCCUUAAGAUCUAUCUAAGGAUUAACAAACUACAUCAAAGUAACCUACUAUCUUUAUGUACUGAGGAUGCCUGGUGAAGCAACUGGCCUGUGUUUCAGAAUGCUUAUACGUGCCUGUCAGGCAUAGAGAAAUGGGCAGCAGAGGAAAAAUAGCAUAGAUGGAAAGGCUUGUGGGAUUUGAUCAGAAAUUAUUGUCAAUGAAUCAAACCCAGUCAAUGCAAUGCUUUCAUUGCCAACGCGAUGGCUUGAUGCAUAUUUCAUAAUUCUUCAUAGUGAUCCCAUCUGAUCACUACACUCUCCUCUGGAGACCUGUGUGCAGGGCAGUCCUGUGCAGCCCCCUCCCUUGACGUCUUGGGGGGGGCAAGAGGAGGGGGGAGGGUCCCAAGGGCAGCCCACCCAGCUGGCAACUCCCUGGAUGUUUUCCCGCAGGUGAAGCGGGCCGUGGUGCAACUGAUCAGCGCCAUGGCCCACCACGGGUACCUGGAGCAGCCAGGCGGAGAAGCCCUGAUCGAGUUCCUUGUCCGGCAGUGUGCCCUCCCCGGGGACCAGGUGAGGCUCUUGCAGAGGAGCAGCAGGGCCCAGGCAGGCAGCCUCAAGGCCAGGCCUCUCCUCAACUCAAGAUCUGUGGAACAAGCAGGGGGCUGACCCUUGGGAGCCAUUUGUGGGUAUCUCCUCCAGGUCCAAGGCAGUUUCUCCGGUUCAGUUCCCUUGACCUGGCCCUGGGAAUUCCAGGCCCCCACAGGCCUCGGUGGGUCCCCAAUCUUCCCACGUGGGCUGAUGGGGUGCCGAGGGUCUCAGUGAGGGUUUGUGGGACCCACCUGCCAUUCCCGUGUCCACGGUGGCUUCACUUUGCAAAGGCCUUGUGAGAAGCGAAGUGGGGGUUUUUUUGGGGGGGGGGUUGGGCUCUCUACCUAUGUAACGUUGAUUCUGCCCAGCCCCCCCAGCUCCCGCGGAGACAUUCCCUGGAAACGGAGGACUUGACGGACGGCCACGUCCGAGACAUCAGUGUGAACACGCUUUUCCUCAUCAGCACCACAGUCGACAGGAUGGCCGACGUGAGUCUCCCUAAGGAAAGGGCCUGACGUGGCUGCUUCCCGGGUUGCAGAUCAAGGAUUUCUGCCGGGCUCCACCAAGUGGAGUCAAACAUCUAGCAAAGGCUGAUCAUGCAGAGUCCUCUUUAAAACCAGCUGCAGAGCGGCCGUCCCAUCCUGUGCUCUUGCACGGGGCAGCCGUGACCAACCUGCGCUCCCUACGGCGUGUGUGGUACAGUCCAUUGCCUGACCUGGAAAGUGUCCCAGGGAUUUGGGGGCCUCCCCUUGGCUCCUGGUGGGCUGCUCCAAAGGGAGCGCAGAAAGCUUCCAAAGCAGUUUGGAGCCUGGGAAGAUCAGCAGGCGCUGAGCUGCGUGUGGGUCUUGCUCUGGGCCCCUGGACGCUGCACCAGCGGCUUCAGGAGCCACCCACAGGCUUCUGCCUUGCUUGGAAUGCUCUGGCUAGGGCCAGAUUUUGAGGCAUGGCUGCGCUGGGGAGGUGGGGAGCCUCCUGCACCAUCUGGCUUUGCCUGCCUGCUCCAGGGAGCACCUGCUCUUCUGCCUCGCCAAGGCCUGCUCCUCCCUUUGCCCUUGCAGGUCCUCUGGCCGUACCUCCUGGAGUUUGUGAUCCCCAUCCACUUGAGCAACGCCCUGACCCCACUCUGCAAGAGCCUCAUCUUCCUGGCUGCACAGAGGCAAGAGAAGGAUGAGCCCGACUUCCAGCUCCUCUACGAAGCCGGGGGUUCGUAUCCCGCUGCUCCGAGGCCGGCUGGGUGCGCCCUUGCCAGGAGAGCUGGCUCUUUGCUGAAAUCUCCGCAUUCAUGGAGUCAGCUUGCGCAAGCGGAAGGCAGAUGUUGCCUGAUGUUGUAAAUGCAGAUGUUGUAAAUGCUGUUCUUCUGCAAACUACCUUUCUGAGGGUGGGGGGGCUGCUGAGGGCCUAAUGGGGGUGGGGGCUGCAGCUUGAGUUCUGCACAGACCGGCUCUGAUUUCUGAAGCUUCUGCGCAGGCCAGGACCCGGGACCCGAACUCUUCCCUGCAAGGAGCCUGGCGGAGACCUUGGGGUUUUGCUCAAGGCUCUUCUGCCCCUUGCAGGGCUGUUGUGCUCCAAAUGCAGAUGACGUUGCUGCCCCCCAUGCCUGCUUUCUCCCACAGUGCCUGGGCAGGAGGUCUUGCCUUACCGUUUAUUCCCCUCUGUUUUAUUUGCAGCGACGCUUCCGACCCCUCAUGCUCUCCUGGCAAGGCUUCUGGUAAGUGUGAGGAGCUGGUCUGAUCCACGGGUGAAAACGCCUGUGGAGCCACAUCGGGUAGUGCAUUGGCAACCCCGGCAGAGACGCCCCCGUGCCCUGGAGAACGGCUCUCCCCUCCCCAGUCCAGGCGCUCUCUCCCUGGGCCUAGCCACCCCUCCAGUUAGGCACAUGGCGCAAGUCUUCUCUGCAGGCAGUUUCUCCUCCCAGAGGGCUCCUGAGCUGCCUGGGGGCUCCUGCCCAACACGAUUGGCCUAGGGAAGGCUGGUGGCACCCUGCUUCCUGCAGCAAGCCUAAGAGCAACCCUGCGGGAUCAGGCCCAGGGGGGCCCAUUCCUCUCACCAUCCUGCUCUCUCAGUGGCCAGCCAGACACCCACAGGGACACCCACAAAUCAUUACGUUGUGCAGUCCUCAGUCCAGAAGCUGUUCUUUCCACAGGCCGGGUCCUCUGCUGUUGCAGCUGCCCGGAUCUCUAGUGAAGACAGGAUUUAGACCAGGGGUUGGCAAGGGUUACCUUGCCUGGGCCGGUUCACUCCAGCAGAGAUUCCUCUGUGGGCCGGAUUGUGUGUGUGUGUGUGUGUGUGUGUGUGUGUGCGCGCGCACACACAGCAGUAAUUUUUGGCAUCUGCAACUGUGCAGACGCAAUUUUUGGUGCCGCGUUGUGCCAGUUUAGUGCGGCGCACGGGGACUUGCUGAGCAGGCGCUUGUGGGCCGCUUGUGGCCCAUGGGCCUUAGGCUGCCCACCCCGAUUUAGACUCAUCAGGUUGGAAUGGACCCCAAGGCCGUCAAGUCCAAACUCUAGCCGUGCUGGAGUCACAGCUGAAGCCCCCCUGAGAAGUGGCCUCUGUGGCCGUCCUUUGCUGUCUCCCGCUGACCAGCCCCCUCUUGCCCCAGGGAGAGCCAGGGUGCUGCUCUCAGCCAAAGGCUGAGCUUGGAAGCUCCCCAACUUGGAAGGGCUUUCUGUCUGUGGCUCCAGGAAGGCCCCCUUGCAACCCCCCCUGCUCUUCUCCCUCCCAGGUCGUGUCUUCCCAGCCUUACGUGGGGGAGGGCCGUGCUGCCGCCGUCCUUCGCCUCCUGAACGUGCUCCACCUCAGCGUCCACAAGGCUCUGGGGCCGCUGUGGGGCAAGCAGAUCCCCGCGCUGGUGGAACACCUGGAAGGUAAAGGUGUGGAGGCAGCUGCAGAGCACCUCUCUCGGGAAGGGACCCCAGCCCUUGACUCUUCUCCCGCCCCCUUUUUGACCGGGGGGGGCACCUCCACACAUAGUGGGAGCUACGAGCCUGGCCCCGAACGCAGAGCAGCCCCCUGAGGCUCUGGUGUCCACAGGAUCCUUCCAGGGAAUCUGUGGCAGUAGAAGCAGAAGCAGCCACUGGGGGUGCGCCAGUUGUUGAAAUAUGGCAGGUGUUGGGUCUGCCUCCCAAGCCCAGUCCUGCCAUUUCUGUGUCAGGAGCCUGAACUGCAUAGCUUUUUUGGGGGGGGGGCAUGGAGGAAGACUCCCCCUUGGAUGUGAAGAGAAGCCAGUCCCAGCCAGGAGGGGACAGAGUACUGAGCUUGGUGGGUCCUCAGGUAUCGUGAUGCAAAGCAGGAAUCCUUGUGCGAAUCCCCUCUCCUCUGUCUUCCAGCAAAUACGAAGGCUUCUCUGUCCCAGAAGGAAUGGGAAGACCGGCUGCUCAAGGUAAGCGAGUCUCCUCCUCCUUCCUCUGAGCGAGGGGCCCCUCGGAGCGGAGCAUCAAUCCUUUAGAGAUAUACACUUUUCAAAUUUAUACAUUUCAUUAGUUUUACAAUCCAUUUAAUAUUCCAAAAUUUGACUCUGUUCCCCCUCUUUCUGCUGUUCCUUAAAUUUAUUUAAUAUCUUCUGCAGAUCCAAAUUCAUUUAACUUGCUCGUUUAAUUAUCUUCCGUAAAUAUAUACCGUUAUAAAACUUGCAGGUUAUUGCAGUAAUCCGUCUAAUGUUUUUAUCUGUUUACUGAAUAUUGAAUAUUUACAGAUAAAUUGUAAACAGAUAAAAACAGAGCUGAGCAUCACUCUUGAUGGCCCACCGGGAGGUUUGCUGAUGGCCCUGUCCAGAUGCCUCGCUCCCUCCCUCCCUUGCUCCCCCAACUCCAGCCUCUUAACCUUGGCUCUGUGACAGUGACGGGGUCCUUGGCUUCCUGGAGAGCGACAUGCCCACCUUGCUGCUACCUGUGCACCUGAGCAGCGCAAUCUGAUGCUUCCUCAGCUGUGGUGUAGUGGUUAAGAGCGGUAGUCUCAUAAUCUGGGGAACCGGGUUCGAGUCUCCGCUCCUCCACCUGCAGCUGCUGGGUGACCUUGGGCCAGUCACACUUUUCUGAAGUCUCUCAGCCCCACUCACCUCACAGGAUGUCUGUUGUGGGGGAGGAAGGGAAGGGAGAUUGUUAGCCGCUUUGAGACUCCUGAAGGGGAGUGGAAGGCGGGAUAUCAAAUCCAAACUCUUCUUCUUUCUGGGUGCCUCCCUCCCCCCCCCAGUCUAGGGGGCUCAGGUGAGACCCGCCUGUGGUUCUGAGGCUGUAGCCCUGGGCUUCAUGCGCAGCUUCUCCCGGCGCACUUGGCUUCCCUCCAGGGCUCUGUGGUGCUUCUGGUUUCUGCGGAGCCUGAGGGGAGGGCAAGGGAGCUUCUGAACGGCUAGAUCAGGCCAAAGGGGGCCCAUCUGGUCCAGCCUCUUGUUCUCACAGGGGCCAAGCAGGGACCCCGAAGGGAAACUCGCAAGGGGGAUUCGGGCACAAGAGCAGCUCUCUCUCCUCUUGCCGUUUCCAGCAACUGCAGUCAAAAUACCUGAUUUUUUUAAAAAAAUUGUUUCUAUUGAUAUACCAAAAAAGGAAAAAAACAAAACAAAAAUACAAACAGUGAUAAAGACAAUAUUAAUUACAAAUCAAUAAAGCAAAAAAUGGUCCUUGAACUAUAGACCCUAUUCCUUAUUCCAGUUAUAUAUUAUUUGUUGCCAGUACCCACUUUUAUCAUAGAUUAACUAGUGAUUGGUUUAUCUUAGGCCUCAUAUCUUUCUUAAAGCUACUACUGAAAUUAUUCAAAUGCUGCGACAGAGUUUAAGCUGCUAUAGUUGUUUUUCAAAUAAACUUUGAAAACUUCCCAUUUUGAGACAAAAUCCUGUUUGAUCUCCUGGACUUCUUCCCUCCUGCCCUUUGUGGGUCCUCUUGUUAAUCAUUUCCUCCUGCAUCUUUUAUGUUAAUCCAAAUCUUUUACCCCUCCCUUGUGUCCAAAAUUCACCAUUAAACUACAAGUGUUAUUCCAACCCUACUAACAAUUUUAACUGUUUACAAUGGUUUUUAAGAUAAAUUAUAAAAUUUCCCCAUUCCUUAUUAAAAUUUUGACCUUCCCGAUUUCUGAUUCUUCUGGCGAUUUUCGCCAUUUCGGCAUAAUCCACCCACUCGAUCUGCCCUUCUUCCCUGCUGGGGACUUUAUCGAGAUCCUUGGCCGUGCCCUUGGGCUAACGCUCUCCCUCAAUGCCAAUGCCUCUGCCCGCAGUUCCUUCGGCAGACCCUGGAGGCCAUUUCGGACACACCUUGGACCAGUCAGCUGCUCCUGGAGAUGGGCAGACAGCUAAGCAGUUACAACGGGUCUCCUCUGGAGAAGGUCUGUGGCCUGGUCUGCUUGGGGAGGGGACGAGGAGAGAGCAGGGCCAGGAUCCAACCUCCUGGCUCUUGACCUGGGCUGAGUGAUUCCUGCCAGGGGGCUGUGGGGUUGCCGCUCUCUUUAGGCCAGGGGCUGCCCAGCUCCCCCUCUCUCCUCGGGGUCUGCUGUGUCCUGGGGGGCAAAUUCUGGACAGCUCCCGGUGGGCAGUCGUUACAGCCGAGCUCAUAUUCCGGCUCUUGUUCCCCUUUUUUUCUUGUGCGCCAGAACUUCCUCUACAAAUGCAUCGGGACGGCCUUGUCUGCUUGUCCCAACAAGGACCUGGUGCGGAAGCAACUCCAGGAGCUCCUGGAAACGGCCAGAUAUCAGGAGGAGGCCGAGCGAGAGGUGAGGGGGCCGGAAUGGCUGCCCAAACAGCCCCCCCUGCCCCAAGAGGUGGGCAGAAGGAGGGCAGCUCUCUGGGCGAGGAAGGGGGGCCCUGCCUGGUCUCCAUUGCCUUCCAGCUGGACCUGCUUCUGCUCCCUGACGCCUGGGUCUCCUCCCUUCCCUACAGGGCCUUGCCUCCUGUCUGGGGCUGUGCGCCAUCAGCCACCUGGAUGAGACCCUUGCCAAGCUGGAGGAGUUCGUGAAGUCGGACGUCUUCAAAAAAUCUGCAGGGCUGUUCAGUAUCUUCAAGGUAUGAGGGUCACUAAGGCACACGUUUUCCUCGUGGGCAGCAGGCGAAAAGUUAUUCUCCGAGGUGUUUGAAGACUGUUUGGUUCCGUUACCUUAACUGGAGAUUCAGGCCCUGUCCUGUUUAUCUUUUUUAAAGGAACUGUGUGUGUACAGUACCCAGAUGGAUCUAUGCGAGAGCUUAUGUAUUCUGAGCAUAAUUAACUUGUAACAACUAAGUAUCUAGAGAGAACAUGUAUGUCUAUGUAUGUAUGUAAAUACAGUGGUGCCUCGCAAGACGAAUGCCUCGCAAGACAAAAAACUCACUAGACGAAAGGGUUUUCCGUUUUUUGAGCUGCUUCGCAAGACGAUUUUCCCUAUGGGCUUGCUUCGCAAGACGGAAACGUCUUGCAAGUUUGUUUCCUUUUAACACCGUUAAGAAGCAACUCAUAGAACACGGUGUGGUAGCCUUUUUUGAGGUUUUUAAAGACUUUGGUGAUUUUUGAAGCUUUUCCAAAACUUUCCCGACACCGUGCUUCGCAAGACGAAAAAAAUCGCAAGACGACAAAACUCGCGGAACAAAUUAAUUUCAUCUUGUGAGGCACCACUGUAUGUAUGUAAGUAAAUUGGACAAGAUUAGCAUCAAUUAUAAAAUAUGAUGAUGAUGAUGAUGAUGAUGAUAAUUUUAUUUAUACCCCACCCUCCCCAGCCAAGACUGGGCUCAGGGCGGCUAACAACCAAUAAUAAAAACAAGUUGAUUAAAAUACAACUUAAAAAAAAGAUUAAAAUACAACAUUAAAACAUUAAAAUGCAGCCUCUUCACAGAAUAAAUUGCUGCUUGAAAUCAGUGAUCCAGAGCUGACUCGACCCGUAACUCUCCCCCCUCCCCCUCCUCCAGGAUCGCAGUGACAACGAGGUGGAGAAGGUGAAGAGCACCCUCAUUCUGUGCUACGGCUUUGUGGCCAAGCACGCCCCCAAGGAGCUGGUUCUGGCGCGGAUCGAUGCCGACAUCCUCCGCAACAUCUUCCUCUACUUCAACACCAAGGUGAGCCUGGGGUCUUGGGGUCAGGCGUGACCAGGGGGGCGGCAGGGGGGCAGCUCCAGUGGCCUCUCAGUCCUGGCCCCCUGGAGGGUUAAUGCGUGUCUCCUUUAUUUUGUCCAGGUUCUGGGAAUAAAAGUAGAAACCAAGGUACAGUGUCAGGCCCUUGGCUCGCACUCGCUCUGUCCUCUCGGUCUGCCUCUCUCUCUUCUCUAGUCAGCUCUUAGGAGGAAGGCUGGGGGGCAAGGCUGGGGGGCAAGGCUCCCUGCCCCGUGGCUCCCAUUGGUUUAACUGGCACAACUGGUGCCUGUCUGUCCUGUCAAGGCCAGGAUGAGCAAGCUGAUGGCAGUCUCCUGCCGCACAGAAGAGGGUCCCUGAAUCCCACCCCUUCCCAAGCCCCCAUCUGGUCAGAAAGGAACUGGUCCCUGGUUUGCCAGCUGAUCCUGGAAGCACAGGCCUGGUCUGCCUAAGGCAAGCUCUGGGCAAGCUCUUGCCUGCCUCUGCUGCUGCUGCCCCCUUGCAGGGCUUUGGGCAGCUGGUCCACAGAAAGGGGAAGGGCUGUGUAGCUCAGUGAGGAGAGCAUCUGCCUCACAAGCAGAGGGUUCAAUCCCCCCGGAAUCUCCUGGUAUGGUUGGGAGAGACGCUUGCUUGAAACCCCGCAGAGCCACGGCUGCCGACCAGGCAAUACUGAGCGGGAUAGACCGGUAUAAGGCAGCUCCCCACGUCAAGGGCAUCAUAAAGGGGCUGAGGCAGUUGCCCACUUUCUAACUCUGCCCUCACCCCCAAGGUGAGGCUGAGGCCCCCAGUGCCCCUGGAAAGGGGUGUGUGUUUGGGUGUGUCCGCCCAUUGCAAGGAGUCUCGCACUAACAUUUUUCUUCUGGUCUGUCCUUUGCACUAAUCUCUCUGGUGGGGUCACGCUGGGUGGUUCUGAGAUGCUGGCCUAGAAGCCCAGUUGGCGCUACGUCCUCCUCCCCUCACUGGGGGGGGGUUUGACCUUGAGGCCCCCGGCAGUGAGGUCUCUGCCGGGGCGUGGGAUGGGGGCAGAGGGCACUCCUGAGCAGAAGAGCCCAGGGCAGCAGAACCAGACUUGCUUCCGAGCAGCUGGAGGUUUGGCCAUGGCUCCCUUUGACCCCGGGUCCCCUGGAGUUUUCUUUCCUGGGGUGCGUCUUUGCUUUCCUCUGCCACGCAGAGAAGGGCCUUGGGAUGGAGCACCCCCUAUUCUGGCCACGUUCCAGGGGGAGGCGGGUGCUCAGCCCCUUCCAUAUUCCUCCUGCACCUGGCCUUCCUCUCCUGACCAGGCCUGCCCCUCUGGGCCUGCCCUGGGCUGGGCAGUUCUCACCCAUGUGGGUUCCCGCCUCCGAGCGAGAGAGGGGCUGUGAGGCUGGCUCUGGUGCCCUCAGUGCCACCCUGCGUCUUUGCCCUCAGGACCUGAUGCUGAAGCUGUGCCUCAUCCGGAGCAUCUGCCUCAUCUGCCAGGCCAUCUGCAACAGCACCCAGUCGGGCGACUUCACCUUCUCCCGCAAGGCGGAGCUGGUUUCACAGAUGAUGGUGAGGAGAGGAUGUUGCCAUGGAUGGGAAGCCGUUUUGGCCUGUGUCCUCCUCACCUGCUCCUCCCGUUUGGCUCUCAGUUUAGCCUUGUCUCCCAACCCUGAGCAUGCCCAUGGCAGGAGAGGGAUUCGCCCCGGGGAUGGUCCGUAGGGCCAGCACUUGCAGAAUGGGACAUGCUGCAGAGGGCUCUGAGCCUGUGCAGAGUGCCUUCCCCUCCCUGUCUGGGACCCAGUUUCUCUGGGCCGCCUGCUCCAUCUGCAGAGGGGUCCUAGAUGCAACGGGAUGUACUCUUGCUGGGUUGUGAACCUUGGCCACCCCUCUUCCUCCGACGGCUGCCUUGCCUGCCCUUCUAAUCUGCCUCCGCAUCUCCCACAAGGCUUGCAGCGUGGGGAGGGGGCGUCAUCCCGGGAGGGGCAAGGGGCUGUGGCGGCCGGCCUCCCUCCUCACGCUUUCUCUUCCACAGGAUUUUAUCAAGGCGGAGCCUCCGGACUCCCUGCGAACUCCCAUCCGCCAGAAGGCGAUGACGGCCUGCAUGUUCCUGGUGUAUCCUUUCCCCCCCCCCGCCUGUAUCUGAGGCACAACUGGAAACACCAGCUGGGAAUGCCACAGGGUGCCCAGCUGAGGUUUUUUUGGGGGGGAUUCAGACUUAGGGGUUUGCUGAGAGGUUGCCAGGAAGCCAAGAGCUGUCUGGCGUCCAGCUGGUCUCUUUGGCCACUGAUGCUCCUCCAAACCUGUCUAGCGCCACUUCCAUUAAAUGAACUAAGCCCACCAGAUCUGAGAGCCACACCUGAAUGAUGCUUUGGGUGGAGCUCUUCCCUUUCCUGCCCCUAGGGGUGCCCCUGCUCAGGAGUUUUUCCCAGGCCCCCUUAACUUGCCCUGCAGGGUCCUGGAGCCGCCUCUGAGCGAGGCUGAGAAGGCUGAGCUGGUGGAGACCUGUCUGGGCAGCGUCCUUCCCCUGCCCCUGCCGGACGCCCCCAGGGAGAAGGACGGGGGGCUGGAGGCUGAGCACAAAGAGGUACGGCCGGACGGAGCUCCCUCUGCCUCCCCCCCUUCCCUGCCUGCCUGAGCAGCCCCUUCCAUCCACAGCUGGCCGCUUUGUUGGGCAUGCAGGGACGGGCUCUGGCAAGCACCCGGUUGCCCUUGUCCAGGUGGCACUGGAGGAACUCCUUGCCACAGGUCGACAUGGUUCCUCCUCUGGCGUUUGUCAACCGGCCCCCCUCCCGUGGGGAGUUCCAGGUGGCUUUGAGUGGGGGAGCUGCAUCCCUGGGUCCCCUCCGCUUGGGCCUGUGCAGACGGGCCUUUGGCGCCCGGGAUGGGCAGAGGCAGAGACCCUCCCAGGCGUGUCUCUGGGCUCCACAGGACGUGGGACUGGGCUUCUGGGGUGGGGUGGGGGGUGAGAGAAGCUGUGUGGAGCUUUCGCACCCAGGUGGGAGGCAUCACCUUCCCUUCCUUUUCCACACUCAGCCUCUGUGGUGCGACACCCUUUGUGCCCUCAAGGACCUGUUGAAGAGCAUCCUGCACAGACACAUGACGCCCCACGGCCUGCAGACCAUGUUUGAGGUAGGGGGAGCAAGGAGAGAGGCCCAGGGGGCUCCCACAGCCCUCCUAUGGUGGGUGGGCCUUGCGCAUUGAGCAGCCGCCCUGGCCCACCGGUGGCCGUCCCUGGAGAGAGCUGGAGGCAUCCUGUCUGCCCCCUUCUCCCCCACCCUCUUGCUCCAAGGCACCAGCUCCCUCCUUCUCUUCCCUCCUUCUGGGCAAAGGGCUGAGAGAUCUUUCCUCCCAGGGCCACCCUUUGCCCGGCCUCUGCUGCUGCCUUUGCUGCUGCCUUCCGGGGGCUCCUGCAAGGGGACCCUCUGCGGGAUCUCUCAGGCCGAGCUGCCAUUUCCGCCCUCUCCCUCCUCAGCACCUGAGCCCCUGGAUCAAGUCCGCCAAGGAGCACGAGAGGGAGCGAGGCGUGGAAGUGAGCGCGGCCGUCUUGGAGUUCUAUCGGGAGAAGCUGAACGUCAACGUGAGUUCCCCUCCCUUCCGCAGCCACAGGGCUGCCUUUGCUUUGCUUUGCCUGAUAUUUGGGCUGCUCAGGACCACAGGGGUGUCUGGAGCAUUCUUGUUUGUGGUCCCUCACGUUGGCACCAGACACAGAGCCACUGGGGAGCGGGGCCUGGUGCCCACCUGGUGCUGCCAACAGCCCUCCCAAUAUGGCACACUGGCUGUGUCUCCCCGGCUCCCCCCCUGGCUGCGUGGUGCCUGGUGGAGAGUGCGAAACCUGGCACCUGACUGGACUAUGCAUGGGGGAACUGCCGUUCACAGUGCUCAGUUUAUUCAGUCAUUAUAAUAAUUGUAACUCACCCAUCGGACUGGGUUUCCCCAACCACUCUAGGCGGCUUCCAACAGAAUAUAAAAAGGAAGACCUCGUAUAUUAAAAGCUUCCCUGCCCAGGGCUGCCUUCAGAGGUCUUCUGAAUGCCAUAGAGCUGUUUAUCUCCUUGCGAGAAAAAUUCUCAGGGAUGACUCACACCCCAGCCAGCACCUCUUUAAACUUCUGCCCUCGUGCAGGAGAUAUAAAAGUAUAAUCAGCUGUACCAACAGGCUAAAAAACAGCUUCUAUCCGUGGGCUGUUAGGCUGCUGAAUGGAAAAUAACAUAGCGAAAUUGAUUUACGAGGUGGUGUAUUGUUCAAGAAGAGAUUGUUUGGCGGGGGGAGGGAGACUCGUUUAAUUUCAUUGGGUUUUUUGUGUGUGUCCCCCCCCCCAAUAAAAAAAAUUAUUCAUUUUAUAACACAAAUAAAAAGCACAAGCAGAAAAGACAAACAAUACGGACAAGUUCUUGUCAUAGCCUUAUUUUUCUAAACAUUGUUAAGUGGGCUUCCGCAAGUCCCACCUAUCUGAUUUUCAUUUUACUCAUUUAAUUUCAUUGUACACAGGUUGUACAAUGACAAUAAAGCUUUAUUAUUAUUAUUUAUUUUUAUUUAUUAUUAUUAUCAUCAUCAUCCAUCAUCAUCAUCAUUUGACGGGAGGGCGUUCUGCAGGGCAGGCCCCUUCUGUGCCAAAAGAGCUCCCGAUGCGAGCCAAGCUCUUGCAAGAGUGGUGGGCCACCUGCCGCCUUGCACAGAGUUUGGGGCUCUCUCUGGGGGGCUCCUGGGGGGCUCCUGUGAGCCCUUGGCCCUGCUGGCUUGCGUGAGUUUGACCGACAGCGGCUCAGGUUGUUGUGGCCCAGUGCUGCCCCCUUGCGGGGACUGUCACUGGGGCAUGACACGGCAGCCCCCUUGCCGCGAGCUCUCAAUGGGCCUCCUGGUGCCUUGUCUUCCCUGUGCCCAGACGGUGGUCCCUUUCUACAACGUGGGGCUGCUGAUCGCGCUCUUCGCCCCCCGCUGCACCGACUCCCUGGCCGGCACCCGCCAGCACGCGGUCAACUGCGUCCACAGCCUUUUGUACAUCCAGCUGUACUAUGAGGGUAAGAGCCAGGGCCAGCGCUUGUUUCUUGGGGGGGGGCGGGUGGCAAAAGCGCGAACCUUCCUGGUGGGAUCUCUCUGUCCCUCCCUCUCCUCCUGUGUAGGGCCAGCCUGGCCUCUGCAAUACUUGGCUCUGCCAAGGCUGAGUCCCAGGUGUAGGAAGCCUUGUGCAUCUUGGCACCAGGAUCCCCCUUCCAUACCCCAAUCUCAGGGGCCCCUGCAGAUCCCAUCUCCCCAGGAGGGUCCCUUGCAUACGAUGCACAAACAGGGCCCCCCCUGCCUCCUGUGACAUCCCAUGCAGGGGCCUUUCUGGGGCCCAAUGAGGACUUUGCUUUGUCAACCAGCCUUUUAAGUGAUUUGCUCGUCUCUGGACUUGACAUUGCAUUCAUGUGUUUCUAUUGUCAAACUAUACGGAAAGCACUUCAUUAAAAUCCCAAAUUCAACGAAAGAGUUCUUUAACCAGAGCUUGCUCCCACCUCCUGGCUCCCAUCGGCCUUGUUUUUCCUGGUGGGGGAAAGCAAAAUGAGUGGGAACUGGAGAACUUGAUCUUGCCCUUUCCCUUGAACUCGCUGACACUCAGUCCAGUACCCCCCCGCAAAAAGAUGAAGAUCAGCGGUUGUUUGGGAUGCUGGUUCCUUCUCUGGACAGCAGAGGGGGUUAUAUCGCUUGCGCAGGCAGGAGCUGCUGGGAUUGCCAAGGGGGCUUGCCGGGGAGGGGGGUGAUGGUCCUGGAAGGGCAGCUGGGUGGCCCAGAUGGGCAAAGCCCCCCCCCGAUGCCCCCAAAGACCUGGCUGCCCUUCUCCGUCUGCGCAGGGUUUGCUCGAGAUCACAAGGACGAGUCUCUGGAGAAGCUGAAAGCCCUGAAGACCGGCCUGAGAGACCCUGACGUCAACACCCUCUUCCAGGCCUGCUGCAACAUAGCCCAGGUGGGACCAUGAGAUACUCAGCCUGGGCGGGGGGGGGGCGCUUGUUGCCCGAGGGGGUCGGGGGCUUCCCUUUGGUCUCUUGGGGCAGCUGGGCCGGUUCCUUGCCUGAUGAGUUCCUGUCCUCCUCCUUUUAAUGUAUUUUAAAUAUUUCUUAGAAGCUGCCCAGAGUGGCUGGGGAAGCCCAGCCGGAUGGGCAGGGUACAAAUAAUAAAUUAUUAUUAUUAUUGCUUGGCCCAACAGGUAAUAGCCAAGCGCCUCCCCCCCGACCAGCUGCUCAGCCUCCUCCUCUCCAUGCUGGAGGGCUUGGCGGAUCCGGACAAGAACUGUUCCCGCGCAGCCACCGUGGUGGUCAACUCCCUCCUGAAGGAGCGCGGGGCUGUCCUGCUGGAGAAGGUGAGGCGGAGGUGGGGGGGCUCCCCUCCCUCCCUCCCACCUUGGGCUUUUGAAUGCCCAUGGGUGCUAGGAGGAAGGCUGGGGGGGGGGCUCUCCCUGGAUUGGGAUCCUGGGUCUUUGGGGCAGAGGCUCAGCGGACUUCUCUGUGCUGCCCCUUCGUAAUGAAAAAAUUGUAGAAUGGGAAGAGACCCCCCCACCCAGGGUUGUCUAGUCCAACCAUAGCUGUCAACCUUUCCCUUUUCUUGCAAGGAAUCCUAUUCGGAAUAAGGGAAUUCCCCGUAAAAAAAGGGAAACGUUGACAGCUCUAAGUCCAACCCCCACUAAAUCAUCCCUAACGGGUUUCCCCUGUCGCAGGUGUUUCAGUUGUGAUGUGAUUCCUGCAUUCUUGUAGAGGAGUUGGCAACAAGUGCCAGGUGGGGGGGGGGCGCCUCUGCAGCGGCAUUGAGGCAACGGGGACUCCAGAAGCCCUUACGUGCUCCCCCCUAGGGCAGUGGUUCUCCACCUGUGGGUCCCCAGAUGCUGUUGGAUUACAACUCCUAUCAUCCCUGAGUUCUGGCCUUGCUAUCUAGGGACGAUGGGAGUUGUAGUCCAACAACUCUGGGGACCCACAGGUGGAGAGAGGAUGGAGCUGAGGGGUCCCUCCUUCCUCCUGCUCUGCCUGAGGGGUGCCUGUCACAGCAGCCUCUGACCCCCCUGUCCCCCCGCAGGUGCCGGAGAUCCUGGCGAUGGUGCACUCCAAGCUGCAGGAGGUGGAGGAGGAGGCUGUCCGGAAGGCGGCCCAGCAGACGGUCCACAUCCUGGCCGCGCAGCACAAGGCCGCCGUGGUCUCCAGCCUCCUGGGCAACCCUCUGCCCCUGGACAGGUAGGCGGCUCCGCACCUGCCUCUGCUGGAGCCCUUGGGCCAAAGCCUUUGCCGCUGCAGCUGCUCCUGGUGGCCUUUUCUCCCCGCCUCCCUUCUCUCCCCCCAGGGUAAGGAGGUGGCGCACAACCCUCAGGAAGGCUCCGGCUGAGGUCAGCCAGGCCAGGAGGAAGCCCUGAUGUGCCCAAGGGGUCUCUCUCUCUCUUGAUCCUUUACACUUCUGCUUCCUGCAGCCCAGAGGGUCUCUCCUGCCAGGGGUCCGGCUGUGGCUCUUGGGAGCCCCUCUUGAGUUCAGCCCCAGGGACUACGAGGCCAAGCGGGGAGGGAGCUCUGCUGGGUCAGGAGCUGGAGCCCGAAGACCCUGUGACUGUGCAUCCUGGGCUGGGAGAGCCCCUGUAUCUGGCCGAUGCCUGAAAGCAUGGGGCUCCCUGUCUCCCAGAGCAAGCUUGUCCCCCUGCAGCCAUAUAAUAAUAAUAAUAAUAAUAAUAAUAAUAUUUAUACUCUACCCAUCCAGCUGGGCUUCCCCAGCCACUCUGGGCGGCUUCCAACAAAAGAUUAAAAAUACAUUAAAACAUCAAUCAUUAAAAGCUUCCCUAAACAGGGCUGCCUUCAGAUGUCUUCUAAACAUCAGGUAGUUGUUUUUCUCUUUGACAUCUGCUGGGCGGGCGUUCCACAGGGCGGGUGCCACCACCGAGAAGGCCCUCUGCCUGGUUCCCUGUAGAUUCACUUCUCGCAGGGAGGGAACCGCCAGAAGGCCCUCAGUGCUGGACCUCAGUGUCUGGGCUGGACGAUGGGGGUGGAGACGCUCCUUGGCCUGGGGAGCCUCUGACGCUGGCCUCCUCCUCCUUCCCCUUCCCCAUUUCAGCUGCAGCUGCCUGAUGUGGCGGGCCCUGGCCUCGGAGCCCCCCCUCGCCACCCAGGUCUUGGAGCUGCUGCUGGAGAAAGUGAACCGGGACGUCCCCUACAAAGAGAACAAGUCCUUCUUGCGGGGCAGCUGCUCCGAGCGCGUGGCCACUUUCUUCCCCCUCGCGGUGAGUGUCCGGCCUGCUUGCUAAGAAGCCCUCCUCCUCCUCCUCCUCCUGCUGCCUCUUCCUUGCCCCCCCCGCCCCCCACACCUGGGCUGCUGCCGCGCCCCCUCCGCUGCCCUCAUUUCCUCCCCUCGGGUGUCUGUACCAGGCCUGGUCCCUGGAAAAGAGGCCUUGCCAUAUAAUGCCUAUUAGCGCUAAUCCGCUGGCUCAUAAAGGCCCUCUCAGGUGUUCGUCCUCCAGGGAGAUCGCUUUGCGUUUUAUCCCCCCAAGAAAAUAAACGCCGCCGCUUGGCAGCUCUGUGAGCAGGAAAGCAGCUGUGAAAAUUUCCUCCUCCUCCUCCGAACCAGACGCAGAUGCCAGCGGAUCCGUCAUGCUUGAAAGCCGACCCCGGCCCCUGCAACCCCCCCUGGCCCACCCCAGGGCCAUUGUCCAGGAGCAGCCCAGCCUCUCUGCUUUCAAGUGGCCACGGCAGCGAGAUGCGACACACAAACACACACAUUGGAGUGUGUCUGCUGUGGUUGCUUGACCCCGCGGAGUUCUGCUUCAGCCUUCAGACCUGCGACUUGCUCUUCAGCCCCACCUGCCUCCCAGCAGCCAACACUUGGGGGGCCCCCAGGAGCAGAGCAGGCCCAUCUCUCCACACUGGCCGGCAGCAAAGGCUCCCGGGGUUUCCUGGUGGGGCUCAAGCUGUGGAAAGGGGUUACCUCCUGCCCCCCAGAAAGCCCCAGGGACGCCUCCAUCCUCCCAGGGACGUUUGAGCCCUCUGCCUUGGGGGCAGCCUGCUUGAGCGCCCCAGGGUGCCUCUCCUGCCCGGCUCUUGGUGCCCCCUCCUGACCUCCCCUCUCCCCCCUCCAGGCCACCUGCGCUCUGCAUGAGAUCAUGUCUGUCCCAGAGUGUGGCCCGGCCAUCGUGGGCCUCUACGCUGAGCUCUUCGUCUCCCUCCUGCUCCGGGUCAGCUGCACGGUGGGCGUCCAUCUCCCCAAGAACAUGCAGUCCAAGGAGAGGAAGAGCGCCGGCCGCGGGCAGCCCCUCCGGCCGCUGGACCCCUGCAGGUACCGCUGGGCCAGCCCCCUCAGCUGCCUCCCUCUGCCUGCCAUGUGGAACUGAUUUUGCUGGGGGUUUGUUUUUUUCACCAACACGGCGGCAGUGGCAGCAGCAGCAGCGAGGUCUCCGCACAUAAUCUGAUGGUUGGGUAAUGCGCCACGGCCCAUAACGUAUUAGGUAUGAAGGCAGGCCUGACCUCGGCGGGGGAUUAGCUCCCCCCUCGCUUUCCACACACUCGCCUCCCCCUAAAUCAGGAAAUAUUAAAUCGCUCUUCCUGUUGCAGCCUGGCUUGUGGUUUUUGCCUUCGCAUUCUUUGCAUGGUGCGUGCAGAGGUGCCCUCGCGCUCUCUCUCUCUCUCUCUCGCGCACGGCUGCCGGGUUGGGUUACGUCUGCCUCUCCAGCAAGGCAGGGAGGAGCUGCUCAGUGCUGCACAGGCCAGGGAAGCGUUUUCCUGAAUAAAAAUUGAAUUUUGGGGGGUGGGGUGCACAUUCAGAGCAGCCUUGCUGUGAAUCGCUGGGAGCCUGGCUCUCCCCCCUGCGACACGCAGAGCAGCAGUGCUGUGGAUGCCUUGUCCCGGGGGGGGGGGGCAUUGGGCACCUCUGGCCAUCGCCUGCACUUCCUUCAUCCACUCCCUGCCCCUCCUCAGGGAGGUGGGGCUUGCUUUUUGGUUUCUGUGGGGCAGUGUCAGACGCAGCAGGUGUUUCCCCUGCGUGCAGAGUGUGGUGCUCCUGCGCCACUUGCAUCGGCUGGGGGACGACCCUGUGUCCCCUGGCUCCCCCUGGCACCUUGGCCUGGCAGAAGCGGCUGCACUGGGUGCUUCAAUGUGAUUGUGUUUCUUAAUGGUGUCAACGCCCGUCCAGGGGCCACAGUGGCAUUCGCCUGCCAAGGGUCCUUUGGCGUGGGAGGGAAGGGUCUGUUUGGCCAGGGGGUCCCUUGGCCCGUGUGCCUGUGGGUGCUCACUGCUUCUACGCCAUUUCAAGUUGGCUGCUCCACUUAGAAGCCCGCAGGGUCAGCCUCCCAGGGGUGGUGGAUGCCCCUCGCUGGCCUACCAGCAGGCAAGGCACAACUUUGGCUUCGCUGCCCCAACUCCUGGCUUCCUUUCCCUGCGCCAGAGAGGGGGAGCCUGCCGUCCUCCAGAGGUUAUUGGACUCCCAGCAGGGCCAGUGGAAAGGGAUGCUGGGAGUCCAGCAACAUCCCUGGGGGGCCACAGAAUCACCCCCCUUCCCAGUCGGAGUCGGCAAACUCCCUUGGUGUGUUCCACCAGAGCUGUGUGCGGACAGCAGUCAGAUUCCCAACUGGUUGGUGAGCCGGAUCCUGGCAAUGACUGGAGGUGCAGGGCAAGACGGGAGUCUCCAUGCCAGGUCCCCCCCCCCCACGUGGCCAGGCUGGGUCCAGAGAAGGGCACCUGUGUCUCCUCUCGGACGCUGGUGGAGAAGAGCAGGCUGCCCUCCUGGUCUGUGUGCGAAUGCUGGUUUCCUGUUUUGGGGGACCCCAAAUCAUCAUAUCCUCCCCUCGUAUUUUGGGCUUAGUGUGACAGGACAAUGGAGGUUUUCCAGAUGUCACGCUCCGCUCACGGCGCAAUAAUCCCACCCCCAUAAAACACUAAUGCAGGCAAAACCUCCUCUGAGCAGCCGCGCCAGCCGCCCGGGGCUUCUUAGCGUUGCGGCCGACAGCCUUGAGCACCUCCAAGAGGCGCCUGGGGUGGCAGGAGCCACGGAUCCGGCCCCUCUCCCCCACCCUCCCCUCUCUCAGAGGCAGAAUCGAGUGGACCUUUUCUCUCUCUCCCCCCCCCUCCCAAGCUCUGCCGUGGAGACCCUCAAGGCCAUGCUGACGCAGGGGGGCAGCGAAGAGGUGGCCAGGGCAGUGUCGGCCUCGGGCGGCUGGGAGUCCCUGAGAAGCGUGGAGAGGCACCAUGAUGGCGUUGCCGUCCUGGCCAGGUGAGUGGCUGGGUGGCAGGCAGAGGUGGCUCUGCCCGCUUGAGCCCAUCUCCUGGGGCUGCCCUGGGCAGGGGGACGUGGCUCAGCUGGAAGAGCCUGGGACCAGUUCCUUGCCUCUCGCCAAGGUAUAGGUCAAGGGACCCCUGACCAUUAGGUCCAGUCGUGGCCGACUCUGGGGUUGCAGCACUCACCUCGCUUUACUGGCCGAAGGAGCCGGGUGCAGCUUCCGGGUCAUGUGGCCAGCAGGACUAAGCCGCUUCUGGCGAACCAGAGCAGCGCACGGAAACGGCGUUUACCUUCCCGCUGGAGCAGUACCUAUUUAUCUACUUGCACUUUGACGUGCUUUCGAACUGCUAGAUUGGCAGGAACAGGGACCGAGCAACGGGAGCUCACCCCGUCAUGUGGAUUCGAACCGCUGACCUUCUGAUCGGCAAGCCCUAGGCUCUAUGGUUUGACCCACAGCGCCACCCGUGUCCCGGACUCUCGCCAAGGCAGGCACAAUUAGGCCAGGAGCGGAAGGGGCUCUUGUGUUGAGAUGCUUGCUGCAAUCCCAAGAAACCUGUUUGCCAAUCCCAGAGACAUACAUCCUGUCCUGUUGCCCUGGGGGCGGGCAGCAUUCAGUCAGUUCUGGUUAUCUCUCUUUGCACCCCAGGCUCUUGGCUACUGAGCCUCCCAAUUUGGCCCUGGGACUGAGCGGGGCUGAAUCACCUGGCAGGGCUGUGGAGUCAUUGGGAGGGGGAAGCAGUGGUGGACAUGGGAGCCCCUUCCUCUCCCGCUUCCCAAGGAGCAGAGCUGGCAUGGGGGGGGCUGCCCCCUACGUGGCGAGAGGCCUUCUCAAUUGGGGUGGGUGCCCUCUCCUUCUGCAGCGCCAUGGCGAAGCACGCUGGGCCCAAGCUGCCCCUGAUUGUGAAGACCCUCUCCCCCAUGCUGAACAGCAUUUACGACAGCCAGCGCUUGACCACCACGGCCUUCUUUGCGGAGGUGGGUCCACGAAGGGGCCGGGGGAUGGGCGUCCUGCUGUUGGCCUUAGCCAGGGGGGGCAAGGCAGUAAUGAGAGGGGAAACUGCAAAGGGGGAGACUGCCAAGUGCUUCUAGUCUGGCAGUGUCUGUGUGUGUUGUGGCCAUGGACCCCUCCCUGGAGACUCUCCGAAUAUUUGUCCUCUCCUCCCACCCCUGACUAGUAGACUGGUAGGAAGGUGGCCAAGGGGGGCCCCUCCCUAGCCAAGACUGCUGUUUAAGCGGAACCGGGGAAGCUGCCUUUCCCUGUCUUGCUCCCUAUUGCCUGCACUGACUGGCAGCAGCAGGAACGGCCGCCAGUGGGGACUGAACCUGGGACCCACUGCAUGCAAGGCAGGGGGCUCUACCUCUUAGCUCCCUUUUUCCCGCCAGAGGGAAGCUGCCCCUCAGCCCCAGCAGCCAGCAACGCAUCGCUUCACUGCUCCUGCCAUGCCACUCUGAGGAAUGGAGUCCAGCUGCUGUGUUAGGCCCCCCUCCCUCCCUGCUGCUGCUGCUGUAACCCCUAUACCUCCUUGCCCGACUCCCCACCUCCAGCUGGGGCUUUCCAAGUGGCCUUGUCGCUGCCCGGCUUGAUCCUGGCUCAUAAACCACCUCUUUGCGUCUCCGCUGAUGGAGUGGCCUGGGAUUGAGCGGUGGGGAGUCCUGUGGCUGGAUGUGGGCCCAGAGCCGAAGGGCUGGCUGCCUGCCUGGGCCUGCCGUCCGGCUGAAGCUUUAAAAUAGCAGCUCUGAGGAGCAGGCGCCUGCGCCCCCCCCAGCCCCCUCAGGAAGGUGAUGAGGUGUGAGCUGCCCUCCACUCUCCCCCGAUGUGCCAGGGACAGAGGGAGGCGUCUGGCCAGGAAAGGCUCCGAGGCAAGAGAGCAGGGCUGGGGGGGCCUUGGUCCUUCUCCCUUCUGGCCUGACCCUGAGCCCUGGGGAGCCUCCUCUGGAAGGUGGGGGGGUCCCGGGGCGCCUCAAGGGGAGCUGCAGACUCAGACUCUGGGGAGGGUGGCCGGUGUGUCUCUGGCUGUGUCUCUGUUCACUGCUUGUGCCUUUCAGCUCCUCAGCAGCAACGUGGUGAACGACCUGGUCCUGCUGGCGUCCGUGAUGGACAGCAUGACGGCCCGGCAGAGGGACCCCUGCACCUCCGUGCGGAUGCUGGCCCUGCGCGGCUUGGGCAACAUGGCUUCGGGCUCGCCGGAGAAGGUGAGGGCGGAUGCCAGUGGAUGCCCGCUCCCAGGAGGGCCCCCUCUGCUUCCCCUGCUCAGGGGGGCACCUUCCCUUUCCCCCUCCCCAAUAUCUGCCAGGACGAGGCUGCUCUCGCUUGGGCAGAGCAGGCACAGGAGGGGUGCCAGGGUGGGCUUUGGCCCUGGCCCCCUCUGGAUCAGUGCUGCCACCCUGGUCUGAGGGGCAGCAACUGCAGCAGAGGCGCUGGGGCGCACCCACCCCUGGCACUGCCACUGACGGUGCCUGGUGUGUGCCCCCCCCGGCAGGUGAGGCGUCACGGGGCUCAGCUCCUGGCUUCCAUGAUGAACGGCAUGGACGACAAGGACGACCCCCACAGCCUGGUGGCCCUGGAAGCCAUGGGGGGCCUCGCCAAGAUCCUGGGCUUUCUGGAGGAGAGGGACGUCCGCUCCAUGCUGCUCCACAUCGCCAUCCGCAUCCGGCCCUUCUUCGAUAGCGUAAGCGCUUCCAGGAGGGGAAGCUGGCCUGGAUGAUGCCCUGGCCAAGGGGCUGCUGGGGCAGAAGGGGGGGGAGGAACAGCAUGCCAGAGCUCUUCCUAAGGCAGGUUUGGGUCCUUCCCUGCUGGUAGGGAUCCUGGUCUGUGGCUGGGGGGAGGAGCUUGUGUUUAAUAAUAAAAAUAAUAUUAAUAAUAAAAAUACAUUUUAUUUAUACCCCGCCCUCCCCUGCCAGAGCCAGGCUCAGGGCAGGUAACUACAGUAAAAACAUAAUAGGGAAAAGAAAAGGAAAAAAAAGAAAAAAUAAACAAUUUAAAAUACAGGUUAAAAUGCAGCCUCAUCAAAACCAUCAGGGGAGGGAAACAUAAGGGUCAGACUGAGUCCAAACCAAAGGCCAGGUGGAACAGCUCUGUCUUGCAGGCCCUGCGGAAAGAUGUCAAGUCCCGCAGGGCCCUAGUCUCUUGGGACACCACCCUGAGGAGGCUGGAUGGCAGAGGACAGGCAGGGCCCUCCCUGGGACGCUUUUGCCACAGCCCAACAGCUGGCGCUGCUUCGCUUGCAGGAGAAGCAUGAGCUCCGCCGGUCGUCCAUCCUCCUCUUUGGCCACCUGACCAGGUUCAGUGCUGGCAGCUGCGAAGAGGCUUUCUUUGAGCAGAUCCUGAAUGGGCUGGUCACUCUGCUGCUUCACCUGCAGGACCCAAAGCCGGAGGUCGUCAAGGUGCGUGUCUCUUCGGUUGGAGGGGCUGUGGCUGGCACGGGGGGUGGGGGGCAGGACUUGCUCUUGGGGCAGCUGACUGGCCGCCCCCAUGUUCUCCUUGCAGGCUUGCAAGUUUGCCCUGCGCCAGUGUGGCCCCAGCAUGGGCUGCCCCGUCCUUUGCGACAUGUUCCAAAACCACCUUCAUGAGGACCGGAGCCUCCACUAUGGCGAGUUCAUGAAUGACGUCUGCAAACACCUGGUGAGUAUGAAGUGGGGGGGGGUAGCGGAGACCCUGCCUGAGCAGAGCGCGUGGCCCCCAGCCCUCCCUCCGAAGUGGCACAGCAAGGAGCCCCCCUCUCGGCCUCAGAAAUGUUUUUACUUUCCUUCUUUGUCCAGAGACCCCCUUUCCCUCCCCGGGCAACUGGCAGCCACCUUUUUAAAUUUUACCCAGUCUGUCUCUGGACCACUGCAAUGCUUUUACAGUGGUACCUUGGGUAACAGACGCUUCAGGUUACAGACUCCGCUAACCCAGAAAUAGUGCUUCAGGUUAAGAACUUUGCUUCAGGAUGAGAACAGAAAUUGUGCUCCGGCGGCGCGGCGUCAGCGGGAGGCCCCGUUAGCUAAAGUGGUGCUUCAGGUUAAGAACGGUUUCAGGUUAAGAACGGACCUCCGGAACGAAUUAAGUACUUAACCUGAGGUACCACUGUAUUAUCAUCUACCCCCGUGUUUUUUGGUUUUAAUGUUUGGAAAGUCACUGGGAUAUUUUUCUAGUGAGUGCCUAGCAGCAAUAAUAAUAAUAAUAAUAAUAAUAAUAAUAAUAUAUUAUUUAUACCCCACCCCACCCAUUGGGCUGCGUUUCCCCAGCCACUCUGGGCGACUUCCAAUCAAAUGUUAAAAACAAUACAGCAUCAAGUAUUAAAAACUUCCCUCAACAGGGCUGCCUUCAGAUGUCUUUUAAAGAUAAGAUAGCUGCUUAUUUCCUUCACAUCUGAAGGGAGGGCCUUCCACAGGGCGGGCGCCACCACCGAGAAGGCCCUCUAUCUGGUUCCCGGUAACCUCACUUCUCGCAAUGAGGGAACCAGAAGGCCCUCGGUGCUGGACCUCUGUGUCCGGGCUGAACAAUGGGGGUGGAGAUGCUCUUUCAGGUAUACAGGAAGUCUAAUAAAUGAUAUUUUAAACAAGCAGUGAAAAGGCAAGAUAAACUACCUUGGUUUAUGCCAGGCCAGAUCCCCAAUGAAGCAGGUAGCCUCACGCAGCCCGAGGGUUGUGACAACCGAGAUGGCAAAGAGCAGCCUUGGUGCCCUGGCAGAGAAGGCUCCGUUGCUCGUGCCCGUCUUCCAAAUCAGACGCUGAGCAGAGCCUCGGACUCGGACUUGCCCUGAGAGCUCAGCCGGGCCCACGGGGGUGGAAGCCGUUCUUCAGAGGUCCUGUUUAGGGCUCUAAAGGACUCCAAAGUGGGCUGGGGAACAAAUGGGGCGGCCAAUGGAAGGAGAACAUCCCUUAGCCUUGGUGAUGUUGGGAGGGGGAUGGUGGAGAAGAGAGAUGUCUCUGCUGCUCCCUUCCUCCAGCUCUGGUGGGGCCGGGGCGGGGGCAGGUGGACGGACUCUCCUGGGGGGGGGGUCUCCCCUCCAGUGCCGACUGCUCACCUCCGCUGGGUCUCCCUUCCUCUUGGCAGAUGCAGUCUUACCCCGACACGCUGAGUCGUCUGGUGGCCACAAACCUCUUCUACUUCAAGAGCAACUGGCCGGACAUCCGGGCGGCUGCCCCCAUGUUCGUAGGUGAGGCGGGCAAGGGGCACCCUGGGCAGAGCAGUUCCUGGCCACCCCUUUGUCCCCAAGCUGGGUGGGCAUCAGGGGAUUUGCCCCUUGCAUUGCCCUGAGCGUCACCCUUUGGCCCUUCCCUUCCAGGCUUCCUUGUUCUCCACGUGGACAGAGAACACAGCCAACAGCUGGACCUGGAUGAGCUCAUUGCCGGUGAGUCUCAGGGCUGGCGCAGGACGCUUUGCCGCCCGAGGUCUCCCCCUCCACCCAGGUGGUUCCUGGUGCCCAAGGCCAGCUCCUGUCCCUUUGGCAGCUGAGGCUGGUCCUUCCUGCUGUGGUGCCCUUCCGGGGUGCUCAAAAUUUGGUGCCCCCUGGCAGGGGUGAGGGCGGCAGCUCCGGGGGGGGGGGCUUUUGCUAGGCUUGCCUUGCCCUGGCAGCUGGGCACUGGGGUUCUGGGGCAGAGGCAGCCUGCAGAGGGGCAGGUGGCAGAGGCUGGCAGGGAAGUGUCUCCACCUGAGGUUCAGUGGAGGCAGAGUCGGCCUUGACACCCAUCUCGGAAGGAGGUCUGCCAUCUGCCAAUGCAGGUCACGGACCAAGCAUGUGGCCCAAAUGUUCUCCUUCUCUUCCUUGGGGACCAUUGCCCCCUUUAUUGGUCUUCCUAUACAAGGAGGUUGUUAAUGAGGGUUGUGUCUAUGGGGAGGUGGGAGCUGAAGAGAGCUGGAAUCCUUCCUGCAAAGUGCAGGCAGCCCACGGCCAGGGACCACCCGGGCACUGCAGGCGAGGGCUGCCUGUCCUUUGGGUGGGACCUGGGGAGAUGGGGGUCACCUGCACCUCUGGCUGCCCUCAGGCGUGCUGGGGCUGGAGGCCCAGCGAUGUGAAGUGGGGCGAUCAGACAUGCCCAGCGCAUGUCCCUCCCUGAGCAGGGACCUGCCAUUCAAAGCGCAGCGGAGGAAGCCAGUUUGAGUAACGAACUUUCCUGGAUUUCGGGGCUGUUUUUCCUUGUCAGCAGUGACCUCAUCGCUUCGAGUAAGACUCGGAAAAUCUCUGAGCUUUCCAGCAGAGCUUAAAAACCACUAAAAAAGGGAAAACUAUCUUUCCGUUGGCUGUUGGAGUGGUCCUGAAGAGAGGCCCGUCUGUUUGCCGGAGUGGGGGAUGCAAUUGGGGAGCGGGGAGGCCAGGCUCCGGAUGGGGUCACCGCAGCUUCCCGUAUUGAGCGGGAGGCGCUCUGCCUGCCAGCGCCCCCCGGGGGGGGAGCUCCUGCAGCUGGCCAGUGCUGAGCCACGGGAAGCGGCUCUGCACAUAAAUCAGGCCGCCUCGUUCGCUCUGCAGGGACGCCAGAGUCUCGGAUUUGCAGUGUAAACAUGCUACUGGAAAAAUAUUAUUGUAUCUCUGCUGCUCGAGAGGAACUCUUGGCGUGUGCUCCCCUUCGCAGUUGGGUCUGUGCCAGCGGGCGGAGCGGCCCAGCGCCCCUCAGAGGCUCUGGCGGGGUUUGCCAGGCUGUGUGCUGUCUGGCCCUCCAGGUCGCAGAGUGGGGCUCUGGCUCCCAAGCAGGAUAGGGCCCAGUAGGGGGGCCCACGGGAGGCCGAGGAUAAUAAGGCCACUUGGGCCCAAGCUUGCGUCUUGCGCAGCGAAGGGAGUUGUUGGGCUUCUUGCUGACGGGCUCUGCUUCCCCCCCAGCUCUGACUGUGCUGCUGAAGGACCCCGUGACGGCCGUGCGGGUGAAGGUGGCCGAGACCCUGGGCCGCCUCGUCAGGAUUGCCUGA
Podarcis lilfordi (Lilford's wall lizard) is the source of this 44553-nucleotide messenger RNA. NCBI's taxonomy places the organism in Eukaryota, Metazoa, Chordata, Lepidosauria, Squamata, Lacertidae. The record is from the annotation of a GenBank genome assembly.